AUGGAUUCUGCUCUGGAAGGGGAAUCCUGUGGUCUGUGUGCCAUCACAUACUUCUGCACAUCCACCAUCAGUACGGUCAGUGUUUCCAGUGGUACUGGCUGGAGUAAAAAUUCCAUCCUGGUCCUCAUUUCCUUUUGGAAGGGGGUUUCUUCCAUGACUGGUGGGGGCGUAACGCUGCAAGCUCUGUCUCCCUCCAUCAAUUCGGCAAUCAGCACAGCUUUUGACUUAUUGCUGGCUAUCUUACCCCUGGCUUCCAAUAGUUCCUUUAACGUCUGCCAUUUCAAUGCAGUGUAGUCUGUCUCCAUUCACAUCUGAGUUGGGUUCAACCAAAUUGCUAUUCACUUUCCUGUUCGGUAGUUUCAAUUACCCGAACACCGCUUUUCGACUGUAAGGCUGGAUCCCGUCGCUUGCCACCAAUUGUAGCGGAGCUGCAAUAUUAAAUCCCAAGAUCUCCGCUGGUACAGAAAGUAAUCCAAAGUAAAGCGCUGGAAAAGAAGGCAAUAUCCCAAGUAACCAAGUAGGCAAGUAACCGGACGAAACACAGUUAUGGGAGUCAACUGACAGAUUUAUUCACAGCUCCAGUAUUUAUGCAAUUCCCCAUGCAAGGGGUUUCCUUAGUCACUUCACAGGGGUAUUACAGUAGAGGACUACAUGGGGAACUGAAUAUGCAGAGCAUUUCUCCCACCAUGCACUGCUGUACGUGAGGGAUACUCCCACUAGAAUAUCCUGGAUUAUCCCUCCGUACAGCAGAACCGGGUUUUAACACAAAAAUACAUAACUUUAAUAUUAUUUGUGGGAUUUCCUUAAAUGACCGUUCGGUAGAUAGCUGGGGUCUGAGCGCACACUUCAUGGAAGUACCGCUCAGAUCCCAGCAUAAAUAACCGAACGCCGUACGAAACAUACUUUUACAUCACAUUCUCCUAGAAGUACAGAAUACCUAUUGGGAACCAAACUACCGAAAGACCGGGGUUCCCGAACGGCCUGGAAGUCCAGCAGUGUUCGCGCCGUCGAGUAGCCGAUUUUAGUUCCAGGCGCUCGACGACCAAACACCGCUGGGCUAACAAAGGAUCCAAGAUGGCCGACUGCCGCGUGGUCGGUAGCCAAACGACGGCCACCUAGGAAAGCAAUUAACUACAGAUUGCAACAAUAUUGCAAUCGGUUCAUGGGAGCCACACCACCCUCUGUCUGUGGGCUCCUGCUCGGUACCUUAUUCGUUUCACGAACAGUGUCUAAAGUCACUGUUCGUGAAACUACCAUAUGAAUGCUAGCGGCUUUCGGCCGUUAGCAUACGAAUACUCUUUAUUGCAAACACACACAAAUACAUUCUUAUAUACAAUAAAAGCAGACAACCUUCUGAUGUUAUACAAUAAGUCUUAAAGUGGCUAGGUUUGCCACAGUGUGUGUAUGUAUAUGUGUGUGUGUGUGUGUGUGUGUGUGUGUAUAUAUAUCAUUUUUUUUUAUUUAUAUAUAGGUGUAUAUAUAUAGUGAUAUAUACGUAUAUACUUAUAUAUAUUAUUUCGUUCUACAUGUAUUUUGAUAUCUAUAUAUAUAUAUAUAUAUAUAUAUAUACACACACACAUACACAUAUAUAUAUAUUUUUUUUUAAAAUACGAAAUUAUGCAUGUAUAUUUUUAUCUAUUAAUUUUUUCUAAUUUUUUUAAUUUUAUUUUUUAACGUAUUUAUAUAUUAUAUAUAUAAUGAAAAUAUAUAUCAUUUUAUAUAUAUUGAAUCAAUAUCAUUGUAUGUGUAUUUUGAUAUUAAUAUAUAAUUAUGUAUAUAUUCAUAUUAAAAUACACGUAGACAGUGUGUGUGUGUGUGUGUGUGUAUAUAUUAUAUAUAUAUACUUAGAUCAUGUUUAUAAAAUAUAUAUAUAUAUAUAUAUAUAUAUAUAUAUAUAUAAUCCAAGUAAAUAUUAUUUAAUUUUACACUGUUUUAACAUCUUUUAAUUUUAUUUUCAGACAGCAGGGGGAGUACCUCUCAUUACAGGCACUCCCCCUGCUGGCAAUGCCUUGGACGGCUAUGCCAUCCAUGUGAUCGCGGGGUCCUCGCAAGGACCUCACGAUCACAUGGCCCAGGGGGGCCAAAGAGGAUGGAGGGGGACUCCCUGGGCUCCCAGGUAAGUCCCCAUACCGUGAUCGCCGGCGACCGGGUAAGUACAAAAGAUCGCAGGGCGUUCAUUGCUGCCCUGCGGCGUUUAGAGCCAUCUAAAUAAGGACGGCAUAGAACGCCCUGCGGUCUUAAGGGGUUAGAAAUCAAUGCCAAAAUUUCCCAAUUUCUGCCAGGGUAUGCAAACGUUUGAGCACAACUGUAUAUAUUGCACCGGAAUGAAGGUGGCAAAGCCCAGUUAGAAGUAUAAUAUGCAGUGGGUAGCUGACAGCCUCUAUGUAUCUAUUAGUAUCUAUUAAGAUACUAACCAAGUUGAUAGUUUAAACUUCUAAUGAAAUGUAAAGGAAAAAAUAAACAUUCUAUUUUCAAAUGUGCAUCGCUCUUUUUUCAAUUUUUAGUAAUUACGGUUUGGUCUGUUUUAAUUUUAGAGUUGGUUCACUAAUUAUAGGUGUUUUGCUGGGGAAUUCUAAUACUCUCAGGAAAAGAAAACUAUAAACGGCAUGUGUAAUGAAUCAUUUCUUUAUAUAAGAUAUGGUCUAAGAUUUACCAUAGGAUUUGCCAGAUGGACAGAAUCUCUCUAAUGGAGCAAUGUCUGUCCCAAUCUAUUUCUCAUGCAUUCGCCGUGAUUUUCUGUCUGAUCGUACUGUGGGUAACAGCCGGAACACCUGAAAUUCAGAACUCCCAUUCUAUAUGUAGUCUCUCAAUGCAAAAAUGUCUAUUUGAAUAUGAAUAUUAUCAAGAAGGAGACAUAAUGAUAGGAGGGCUGUUUACAGUGAAUACGUUGAUGACAGGCUUUUUAUAUGACGGCACAUGGACCUACCAAUUAAAGAUUUGUGCAUUGUAAGUAUUAAUCCAUGGACAGUUUGUGUUUUAUUUAACAUUCUGAAAUUUGUUAUAGAAACAUUUUAUUGUGUUGAUUUUCUUCCUUAAUACAUUAAAGUGUUCUUAAACUAGCACCUUUAGUAAAAUAUUAAUACACAUAUAUAACCUUAAAAUGACAAUAUUUAGACCUAAUGAAUAUCCUGUCACAGGUAAUUGGUAAAGUGUGAGUUUUGUUGAUGAUGGUAUAACGUUCCAUGCAUUUUAACAGAGAGAGCCCUGAACACAGAUACACAGAGAGCCUGCAGAGCUGUCACUAAUCAUAGCACCAAGAAGGACAGAGUCUCAGGGUUUAAUACAGAGAGAGCCCUGAACACAGAUACACAGAGAGCCUGCAGAGCUGCCGCUAAUCACAGCACUGAGAAGGACAGAGUCUCAGGGUUUAUACUGAGAGAGCCCUGAACACAGAUAUACAGAGAGCCUGCAGAGCUGCCCCUAAUCACCGCACUGAGAAGGACAGAGUCUCAGGGUUUAAUACACAGAGAGAGCCCUGAACACAGAUACACAGAGAGCCUGCAGAGCUGUCACUAAUCACAGCACUGAGAAGGACAGAGUCUCAGGGUUUAAUACAGAGAGAGCCCUGAACACAGAUACACAGAGAGCCUGCAGAGCUGCCGCUAAUCACAGCACUGAGACGGACAGAGUCUCAGGGUUUAAUACAUAGAGAGCCCUGAACACAGAUACACAGAGAGCCUGCAGAGCUGUCACUAAUCACAGCACUGAGAAGGACAGAGUCUCAGGGUUUAAUACAGAGAGAGCCCUGAACAGAGAUACACAGAGAGCCUGCAGAGCUGCCACUAAUCACAGCACUGAGAAGGACAGAGUCUCAGGGUUUAAUACAGAGAGAGCCCUGAACAGAGAUACACAGAGAGCCUGCAGAGCUGUCACUAAUCACAGCACUGAGAAGGACAGAGUCUCAGGGUAUAAUACAGAGAGAGCCCUGAACACAGAUACACAGAGAGCCUGCAGAGCUGCCGCUAAUCACAGCACUGAGAAGGACAGAGUCUCAGGGUUUAAUACAGAGAGAGCCCUGAACACAGAUACACAGAGAGCCUGCAGAGCUGCCGCUAAUCACAGCACUGAGAAGGACAGAGUCUCAGGGUUUAUACUGAGAGAGCCCUGAACACAGAUAUACAGAGAGCCUGCAGAGCUGCCCCUAAUCACCGCACUGAGAAGGACAGAGUCUCAGGGUUUAAUACACAGAGAGAGCCCUGAACACAGAUACACAGAGAGCCUGCAGAGCUGUCACUAAUCACAGCACUGAGAAGGACAGAGUCUCAGGGUUUAAUACAGAGAGAGCCCUGAACACAGAUACACAGAGAGCCUGCAGAGCUGCUACUAAUCACAGCACUGAGAAGGACAGAGUCUCAGGGUUUAAUACAGAGAGAGCCCUGAACACAGAUACACAGAGAGCCUGCAGAGCUGCCGCUAAUCACAGCACUGAGAAGGACAGAGUCUCAGGGUUUAAUACAGAGAGAGCCCUGAACACAGAUACACAGAGAGCUUGCAGAGCUAAUCACAGCACUGAGAAGGCAGAGCUGCUGCCCUAGAUACACAGAGAGCCAGAGCUGCACUGCAGAAGGACAGAGUCUCAGGGUUUAAUACAGAGAGAGCCCUGAACACAGAUACACAGAGAGCCUGAAGAGCUGCCACUAAUCACAGCACUGAGAAGGACAGAGUCUCAGGUUUAAUACAGAGAGAGCCCUGAACACAGAUACACAGAGAGCCUGCAGAGCUGCCGCUAAUCACAGCACUGAGAAGGACAGAGUCUCAGGGUUUAAUACAGAGAGAGCCCUGAACACAGAUACACAGAGAGCCUGCAGAGCUGCCACUAAUCACAGCACUGAGAAGGACAGAGUCUCAGGGUUUAAUACAGAGAGAGCCCUGAACACAGAUACACAGAGAGCCUGCAGAGCUGCCGCUAAUCACAGCACUGAGAAGGACAGAGUCUCAGGGUUUAAUACAGAGAGAGCCCUGAACACAGAUACACAGAGAGCCUGCAGAGCUGCUACUAAUCACAGCACUGAGAAGGACAGAGUCUCAGGGUUUAAUACAGAGAGAGCCCUGAACACAGAUACACAGAGAGCCUGCAGAGCUGCCGCUAAUCACAGCACUGAGAAGGACAGAGUCUCAGGGUUUAAUACAGAGAGAGCCCUGAACACAGAUACACAGAGAGCCUGCAGAGCUGCCCCUAAUCACAGCACUGAGAGGGACAGAGUCUCGGGGUUUAAUACAGAGAGAGCCCUGAACACAGAUACACAGAGAGCCUGCAGAGCUGCCGCUAAACACAGCACUGAGAAGGACAGAGUCUCAGGGUUUAAUACAUUGAGAGCCCUGAACACAGAUACACAGAGAGCCUGCAGAGCUGCCACUAAUCACAGCACUGAGAGGGACAGAGUCUCAGGGUUUAAUACAGAGAGAGCCCUGAACACAGAUACACAGAGAGCCUGAAGAGCUGCCACUAAUCACAGCACUGAGAAGGACAGAGUCUCAGGGUUUAAUACAGAGAGAGCCCUGAACACAGAUACACAGAGAGCCUGCAGAGCUGCCGCUAAUCACAGCACUGAGACGGACAGAGUCUCAGAGUUUAAUACAGCCCUGAACACAGAUACACAGAGAGCCUGCAGGACAGUCUCAGGGUUUAAUACAGAGAGCCCUGAACACAGAUACACAGAGAGCCUGCAGAGCUGCCGCUAAUCACAGCACUGAGAAGGACAGAGUCUCAGGGUUUAAUACAGAGAGAGCCCUGAACACAGAUACACAGAGAGCCUGCAGAGCUGCCGCUAAUCACAGCACUGAGAAGGACAGAGUCUCAGGGUUUAAUACAGAGAGAGCCCUGAACACAGAUACACAGAGAGCCUGCAGAGCUGCCGCUAAUCACAGCACUGAGAAGGACAGAGUCUCAGGGUUUAAUGCAGAGAGAGCCCUGAACACAGAUACACAGAGAGCUUGCAGAGCCUGCCGCUAAUCACAGCACUGAGAAGGACAGAGUCUCAGGGUUUAAUACAGAGAGAGCCCUGAACACAGAUACAGAGAGCUUGCAGAGCCUGCCGCUAAUCACAGCACUGAGAAGGACAGAGUCUCAGGGUUUAAUACAGAGAGAGCCUGCAGAGCUGCCGCUAAUCACAGCACUGAGAAGGACAGAGUCUCAGGGUUUAAUACAGAGAGAGAGCCCUGAACACAGAUACACAGAGAGCCUGCAGAGCUGCCGCUAAUCACAGCACGGAGAAGGACAGAGUCUCAGGGUUUAAUACAGAGAGAGCCCUGAACACAGAUACACAGAGAGCCUGCAGAGCUGCCCCUAAUCACCGCACUGAGAAGGACAGAGUCUCAGGGUUUAAUACAGAGAGAGAGCCCUGAACACAGAUACACAGAGAGCCUGCAGAGCUGCCGCUAAUCACAGCACUGAGAAGGACAGAGUCUCAGGGUUUAAUACAGAGAGAGCCCUGAACACAGAUACACAGAGAGCCUGCAGAGCUGCUGCUAAUCACAGCACUGAGAAGGACAGAGUCUCAGGGUUUAAUACAGAGAGAGAGCCCUGGACACAGAUACACAGAGAGCCUGCAGAGCUGCCACUAAUCACAGCACUGAGAAGGACAGAGUCUCAGGGUUUAAUACAGAGAGAGAGCCCUGAACACAGAUACACAGAGAUACUACAGAGCUGCCGCUAAUCACAGCACGGAGAAGGACAGAGUCUCAGGGUUUAAUACAGAGAGAGCCCUGAACACAGAUACACAGAGAGCCUGCAGAGCUGCCCCUAAUCACAGCACUGAGAAGGACAGAGUCUCAGGGUUUAAUACAGAGAGAGCCCUGAACACAGAUAUAAAGAGAGCCUGCAGAGCUGCCACUAAUCACAGCACCAAGAAGGACAGAGUCUCAGGGUUUAAUACAGAGAGAGAGCCCUGAACACAGAUACACAGAGAGCCUGCAGAGCUGCCCCUAAUCACAGCACGGAGAAGGACAGAGUCUCAGGGUUUAAUACAGAGAGAGCCCUGAACACAGAUACACAGAGAGCCUGCAGAGCUGCCCCUAAUCACAGCACUGAGAAGGACAGAGUCUCAGGGUUUAAUACUGAGAGAGCCCUGAACACAGAUACACAGAGAACCUGCAGAGCUGCCGCUAAUCACAGCACUGAGAAAGACAGAGUCUCAGGGUUUAAUACAGAGAGAGCCCUGAACACAGAUACACAGAGAGCCUGCAGAGCUGUCGCUAAUCACAGCACUGAGAAGGACAGAGUCUCAGGGUUUAAUACAGAGAGAGCCCUGAACACAGAUACACAGAGAGCCUGCAGGGCUGCCGCUAAUCACAGCACUGAGAAGGACAGAGUCUCAGGGUUUAAUACAGAGAGAGAGCCCUGAACACAGAUACACAGAGAGCCUGCAGAGCUGUCACUAAUCACAGCACUGAGAAGGACAGAGUCUAAGGGUUUAAUACAGAGAGAGCCCUGAACACAGAUACACAGAGAGCCUGCAGAGCUGCCGCUGGGGUUUGAGGACCCAUGCUCUAAAUUCUUUAAUCCAUUGUAGAAUUUUGUCCUCGUUAUUCUAACUCUAUUACUGUUCACUAUGAAACCAUUUAUUAGCAAACCUGUUAUUAGCUCAAUAUAUUCCUAUGAUUACGUACCCUCUCACCAGUGAUUCCACAUAUCUCUAUCCCUCCCUCCUGCUUUGAAGAUUAUGUAAUGCACUGCUUUUUUCUAAUGAUAGCACAGAGAAAAAAAAUAAUCAGAAACAACAUAGCAUUGCCCUGUAGACCUGAUGCGGUAUAUACUUGGUUCACACCAACCCACCCCGGGGAUUUGUUUUGUUUUAUAGAGUUAAUAGCAUCAUGUGCACCAAUAGCGAUCAAUUUACCAACACCUACUACUUAAUCCAAUGAUCUAUUCACCUCACUAAUUGACUCAAUCAUGUGAGCAGACUCCCCAACCUUUCCAGAUGGCUUCCAGGUUGUCUCACAGCUUAAUGUACUAAUAAAAGAUAAAGGAGAGAUUGCAGAUAACUAAAUUAGUUUCAUCAUAUGUCACUUCCCUUCAGCCUACUAUGCCUCGUGCAGCAAUCCCCAUCCCUAAAACAAGGCACAUUAUCAACGCUAGACUUCAUUCCAAACUGCAAUAUGUCUGAAUUUAUGCUGAUGGGUGAUUCUGCCCUUGCCACCAAAAAACGAGUUAAUUGAUGGGGGGAAAAAAAAGUUGAUUUUAUUCACAGAUUAAGGAGAAGUGAACAAUUGUAAAAAAAAUAAAAUAAAAAAAAUCUCUUUUUAUAUAUUAUAUAUUUAAUAUACAAAUAUUAUUGAAUAUAAUACAGUGUUUAUAGUCUAAUAAACACCAUGCAAAUGUAAAUAAUCUCUUCUACCCUCCAGCUACCAGGUCAAUCUGACUGCUCUGUACUACUUACCUUCUACUAUCAAGCUCCCCUUCUAAUUUUGGAUGGCUAGAUUAUUGUGCAAUAAGACAACCUUUCCCCUAGAUUUUUUUCUUAAAGGACCACUCUAGGCACCCAGACCACUUCAGCUUAAAGGACCACUACAGUACCAGGAAAACAUACUCGUUUUCCUGGCACUAUAGUGCCCUGUGCCCCCACCCUCGGGGUCCCCCUCCCGCCCGGCUCUGGAAGGGGGAAAGGGGUAAACUUACCUUUUCCAGCGCUGGGUGGAGAGCUCUCCUCCUCCGAUCCUCCUUCUCUCCUCCCCGUCGGCUGGCUGCGCGCGCAUUCAGCCGGUCACAUAGGAAAGCAUUCAUAAUGCUUUCCUAUGGACGCUGGCGUGCUCUCACUGUGAUUUUCAGUGCCUCUAGCGGCUGUCAAUGAGACAGCCGCUAGAGGAAAUAGGGGAAGGCUUAACCCAUUCAUAAACAUAGCAGUUUCUCUGAAACUGCUAUGUUUAUGAAAAAUGGGUUAACCCUAGCUGGACCUGGCACCCAGACCACUUCAUUAAGCUGAAGUGGUCUGGGUGCCUAGAGUGGUCCUUUAAUGAAGUGGUCUGGGUGCCAGGUUCCUCUAGGGUUAACCCAUUUUUUUUAUAAACAUAGCAGUUUCAGAGAAACUGCUAUGUUUACAAAUGGGUUCAUCCUUCCUCCAAUUCCUCUAGCGGCUGUCUCGUUGACAGCCGCUAGAGGCGCUUGCAUGAUUCUAACUGUGAAAAUCACAGUGAGAGCAUGCAAGCGUCCAUAGGAAAGCAUUGUAAAUGCUUUUCUAUGAGACCGGCUGAAUGCGCGUGCAGCUCUUGCCACGCGUGCCCAUUCAGCUGAAUGGGAGGAACGGAGGAGGAUAGGAGGAGGCACUAUAGUGGUCCUUUAAACCAUCAGCUCACAUUUCUGGUUAUAACUGAAACAUGGUCCUUCAAACAAAUACUGCCACUCAACGCGCUCUUACAACUUAAGUUUUUAUUCAUUUCACUUGAAGCACUUAGGCAAAGGAGUGCACAUCGCUAAUAUAAUAUUUGCACAUUGACACUUUAUAUAUGUGUAUGCACUUAAAAUAAUUAUUUGCACUGUUUUAUAAAAUGUGUUAAGUAUUAAAGACACAGCGCACUUUAUUUGUUGUUUUAUAUUUGAAUGAGUGUAUUUAUGGGCUAUUGCACUUAAGGUAUUGCUUUUUUUGUACAAUAGUUUUACAUCUCUUUAAUACUUUUAGAAUAAUAUUGUAGCGCCACUUUACUUGAUCUUUUUUUGUGCAGAUAAGUUAAUAAGACUGAGUUGGAACAGGGAAUUGUUUCUUGGCAUUUCAGUUCCCCUUCUUUACUUCUUGGGGGACACACUCUAUUGGUAUAGUCACUGGUAAAUCUUCACAUAAACACAGAUUGAUCAUUGACCACAUCAGUACCACAUUCCUUCAUGGUUCCUAGUCUUAACUCCCUCAUACCCUCAGAAGGUUCUCCUUGCAAUGCUACACCAUUGACAAGGUCAUCUGCGCCAUUCUUGAAGCUGGGGUGGGUGCAUGGCUCAAUAAAUCUGAUUUUGUCAUAUGCGUUUAAACUAUUUCCUAUUUUUUACAAUUUAUUUACUAUUUGCACAACAUCCAGUGGCAGGGUUUAUAUUAUUUUCUCCCGGCGUACGUUCAGUUCCAAGGUAGCUCCAAGAUAUUCAAUAUUUUGCGAAAACGUUGUGCUCGUUGCUACUUGAUGUGUGCAGAUGCCCGACUGUUAUACACUAUUUUGAUGAUUUCCACACAAUUGAAGACAUCUUCCAAACCACUUGCAGUCUGACAGCAGCAAUCUGUCUUUUUGAAUCCAUGGGUAUACCGGUCUCCCCUGUGACAGAUUCCUUGUCCCUGGAUUUAAAAAGCUUUCUGUUCCAUUUGCCUGUCUGUUCGGUAGCUUGAUGUAAAUUUUGUGGGGUUUUAUGUGUUUUUUGGGUACUUUUGGGUUUUUUGGAAAAAAGUGUUUUUUUUUUUUCUAAUUGGAGGUAAUUAUGUGUUUGUUUCUUCUGUGGUUUACUCUCAGGUCCAGGGGGGAGUGACCCUUGCAUGGAGACUUGCAUAUAAGGCCAAGUGUGGUCCCAUUUUAGUCAGUUCACUUCUCCCUCCAAACACUGACUUGUCUCGUAACUUCAAGUGUAUAUAUUAUCAAUUUAUUGAUUUAGGAGUAUAUUUUUUGUAAUCAAUGAAUUAUGUCUAUAUAAUAUCACAAUGAAUUAUUAAAUGAAGUAAUGAACUUUAUCUAAAGUUUUUUUUGAGUGCAGUAUCAUUUUUUGGUAUUUUGUAUUUUUUGAGGUAAAUGGGCCACAUUGAUACUUUGCACCAAUACGGAUGAAAGAGUGCCUGUACAUAGAAUCUUUCUUGUCUCGUAAUUGUAUGGAACAGCUAUACCAGCUUUGGAUUGCUAUACUGAUAUACAGCAGGUAUAGCUGUGUAGGAGCUACACCGCUAUACCUGCUAGACUCUCUGGAGUAGGAGAGGUCCACCCAGUGGAAGCUGGAUCCUGGGCUUGGGUCCAUUUUUAUGGGUAUUCAACUAGAUUCUGUCAACAUGCAGUCUUCUCUUCUUCAUGGUAAGAUUGAGCACAACCUCCGAAGCAUUGACCUAUACUUACAAUUAGGUUCUUGCACCCAUAAAGAACUACAGUCUAUACCUGGUUCGCUCAAUUUUGCCAUGAGGAUGAUUCCACAAGGUAGAUCAUUUAUUUCCUGACUUUAUUUCGUGACGUUCCCUUACACAAUACCCCCAUCACUUUAGACCCACAAGUGAUGGCUGACUUACUAAUGUGGCUCACUCUUCUCACGACAUGGUAGGGGAAAGCAAGUUUUAUUACCCAAUCUCUGACAAGUCCCCAACACUUCGACACUUGGACAGAUGCUGUUGCCAAUUCGUGUUUCACAACCAUUUGUGUCAAUCAAUUGUUCUGGGGUCCUGGAACUAAUGAAGUCAAGUCCAAAACAAAAACCUUAUUCAAACCUUACCCAAUAGUGGUAGCAGCAAAUAUCUGGGGUCCUGGCUGAGCAGGUCACUCAGUCAGAUGAUUCUCAGACAACCUAGCUGCUGGUUACAUGGUAAACAAAGACCAGCCUCAUUUUGGUCGUUAUGAGGAGACUCACUUGGGUAGCGUCCAAUUAUCAGUUCUCCUCACUUAUAUUCACAUCCCGGGGGUUACUAAGAUAUUGGCUAAUCACCUGUCUUGUCUCCACUUGGGGGCAUUCCGCGAUAUUCUGCCCACCGCUUCCCAUCUGACUACUUUACCCCUCCUUUCUCAAUGCUUUCCUAUGGACGUCAGCAUCUUCUCACUGUGAUUUUAACAGGCUGCCCCUAUCAGAAAAUUUGCUAGCAUUCAGACCUAGUCUGGUCAGUAAUAUGCGUACGUACUGCAUGAACUUUACUGUUGUUAAUACAGCUUUGUGGAGGACUAACAGUGGGAUGUUAGACUGAGGCGGUAAUGAUUGGAGAUAUGUAUCCAGCACUUUUACCGGGCACCAUUAGCUUGAAGUAGGAUAAUAUGUGAUAUGCACUACUUUACCAAGCUGUCUUGUUUUAGUAAUGGGUAGGGACAAGAUAUAGUGAUCUUGUUAUUUAAUGAGACAGGAACGUUUGAGGCAGUCUCGGGUGUAUUUAUUACCAUGUAUGGUAAAUUUGCAAGGUCUAAGAAAACCGUAAUAAGCCAAGUAAAUGGCCGUUUUAAUUACCAGAUUUGUAGUGUAUUCAAAAGGGGCAGUAUCCAAUAAGUCAGACAUGUCCUUAAAUAACUGUUUAUGUAUUGGUAAUGGUAUGGGUGGAGGAGUGAUAAUGGUUUUCUGUAUGCCUUUUAGUAUGUUUUUAAUGGGUUAAGAUGAUAAAAAACUAGGAUUAUCUAGGUAUCAGGUAUACAUGUGGUGUUGGAUGCCAGUUAAAUAUAAUUUAAUGGUGUUGUGUGAUAGUUUUAGUUUGAGAUGACAAAAGGAUGCGAAAGCUACCAGCAUUGAAAUGGUAAAAAACUGAACCAAGUUAUGUUCUAACAUAAAUCUCUUAUACAGUGUGAAGGCUCUAUUGUAAGACAGUUUUGUGUUUUCAGAGAGGGCCAAACUAGCAAAGGCGAGACUAUGCCUUGCCAAUUCUUUUAGUCCAUUACAAGUUCCUGAAAACACGGUGCUGCAGUGUCUCUUGGGGAGGCUGUGGUUAAAGUGUCUCUGAAGGCCUGGAAUUCAAAGCGAGACAAUUUGUCAGCUGCAGUAUUAUAGAUCCCUGGUACAUGACAACACACCAAAUAAAACUGAUUACAAGCAGCCAGCCAGGUCAGUCUUCUCAUGAAUCUCAUGAUCGUCAGAGAUGAGGAAUGUCCCCUGUUUAUGAUGUGGCAGGUAGCUAGGGUGUCGGAGAAACAGCGUACCGAGCUACCUGCCCAAGACUGACCCCAUACCACGGAUGCUGCAACGAUAGGGUAUACUUCGAAUAAGUCUGAGGUGUGUGAGAACCCUUCGAUGUGCUGAAUCUCCUCUGGCCAACCAUCCCAGAGCCAUUCAUUGCCAAAUAUGGCAGCAAAACCUGUUGAUGCUGCAGUAUCCAUCCAAAUGACAGAAGAAUGGAUAGACAAUUGUGGUAAAAACAUACUUCUGCCAUUCCAUUGCAACAAGAAUUUGCGCCACAUUAAUAAAUCAACAGUAGCCUGUGAAUCCAGGCAAAUACGGCUAAAGUAAUUUGGCAAUAGUGGAAGAAGUCUAGAAAUAAAGGCUCUAUCUUGCGGAAUGAUGUGUAUUGCAAAAUUUAGUGAGCCCAACAAAGAUUGCAAUUCCUUUCCUUUGCAUGUCCUAUUAUGCAGAAAGUAAUUUAUGGUUCAUAGGAGACCAUCAAGUUUGCCUGAGGGCAGGCUCGCUUCCAUGCUCACUGAAUCGAGCAGGGUACAAAAAAAAUUAACUAAUGUGUCAGGGCCUUGUGUUUUCUUGGGAGAAACUGGCACACCCAAGGAAUGAAAAAACACGAAAUGGCAGUAGUUAGAUCACUGGGAGGAGAGGAAUUAUUCUCCACAAACAGAAAGUCGUCUAAAUAAUGUAUCACCGCAUGGCAUCUGCAAUUGUUAAACAGGAGCCAACAUAAGGUUUCAGCAAAGGUAUCAAAUAUUUUCGGGCUGCUUUUUGACCCCAAAGUGAGCCUUGUAAAAAAUAAUAUAAAUUUCAGACCAUGCAGAUGCCAUAGCGACAGGCGUAUGGGUAGUAAUUUAAAUGCAUUGAUGAUUUCUAUCUUACUCAGCCAAGCCCCUACACCAGCUGUAAUAAUGGUGUGUAUGGCAUUGUCUAUGGUGGCAUAGUGAAGGGAAAAUUCUUCGGAUGGGAUUAGAGAAUUAAGGCUAGGUAUGGCCAAGGAGUGAGGUGCGGAUAGAUCUAAAAUGAGUCUGUGUUUCCCUGAGGAUUUCCCGGUGACUAAUCCUAUAGGGUUGGUUCUCCAAUUGGAAAAUGGGGGCGCCUGAAAAGGUCCCAACAAAAACCCAUCUUCCAAUUCUCUUUGUAAAAGAGCAUCAACCAUUUCCACGUCAGAAAAUGCUGAUUGCAAAUUGUUGCAUUCGUAAAUGCCAGCAGGGAUAUGUACCAGACCUGUAUGAAAUCCUUCUGUGAAACCAUCAAUCAAGAAAUCCACUAGAUGUUUGGAUGGGUAAGAAGCUAAUGCGUGAGCCAAAGAACCAAUGUUUAUGGAUGUCAAAUACUGUUUAGCAUUACUUUUUUAUUAGGACACAUGGACUUGGCAUGAACCCUAAAACAAUGCAGGCACUAUAUCCGCAUUUAUCUACAUUAAAGUUGUUGCACACCUGCGACUUCCCAAGGUAAACAAUAGGACGACCGAGUUUGUCCUUGCCUGAUCUGUCCAUCCUAGUCUGUGUCUCCUGGAAAGUCCCAGGCAUGGACUCUGGCAUGAUGGGACAAUAGUCUGAGGCAUGUGAGGUGGAUGCACAAAUUGCACAAGCUGGUGUCUUCAGACCAGCCAAGUGUCUGCAAAAUAGCUCAGUAUCCAUACGGCUCCAGUCAGUUUUAACAUUGUACUGAGCCAAAAUUGCAGACGCCCUCACCGAAAACGGACCGGUGGUAAUCAUAAAAGGAUGACCCACCAUAUUUAUUUCCUAAGUCCACCAGUUUGUGCAAAUAGAGGUCGAGUUCCUCUUGUCUAUGCGGGUAUCCUGAACAAAUUACAUCCUGGUAGAUACAAAAUACUAUGACAAAAUAGUGUAUAUACAGUUUCUUAUUAAGUCUAGGGUCCCUGGCCUUUAGCACCACUGAAAUAUCACCAUAAGCAUAAGUGCUGUUCUCGAUAACAUUGUGUGAAGCAAUAAAUAGUGCAACAAGAUUAACAUCUUUCCCCUCCAAGAUGUAUUUCUUAAUGUUUGCUGGAACCAGAUGCAACGGAUUAAUAAUGUGGGUUUCAUUACGUAAUUACCCGUUUGCAAUAGUGGAGCACCGGGGAGUACAGUAGCCGAGGGCAUAGAAGACAUAACAGGAGGACUCCGAGCCUUGAUCCUAUCAAGUCUAUCGUUGACCUUACCCAUAGAUGCUACUAGUGAAGCAACCAUGGUAUGAAGGUCUGAGUUGCCUGGACCACUUGUCCCCUCUCCAUCCCCUGAGUUAUCGGUGUUCGUCCACAUUAGCUUGAACAGCUCCGCUUUCCUGGCGGUGGCAGGAGAAGGAAUACUGCAUCUACGAAGUUCGGCAGUAAUACGAGGAAUGGUCCAUGAUCUUAUAGAAGUUGGACUACCGAUGUCGCCUUUUCAUGAAGGUGACAAGGAUCUGACCGGAGAACUGGGGAGAGACAAAUUGUCUGUAUCUUCAUGUAGAUGAGACAUACUAAAAGAAAAUAGUCAAGACAUAAUCAGCAACUGUGCCAUAUUGGUUACUGGCUGGCUAACUAAGGCCAAGUGGUGAAACAAUUUCCUAAGUGUGGUGACAGGUGAGGCCCUACUAGAUGCCAAGUGGCUUGAGAGGCUCUAUCGACUGGCGCGAGGGAAUUGCUGCUACCAAAACGUUGUGGCGGGGCCUCUCGAUGACAAAUAAAAGCAUAAAAUGGAAAGGGAGUGACAAGGGUGGCUCUCUCUAUGCAACCGUGCAAGGGGGCUAACUAUGAUUUGGCCCGAGGGACGAAUAUCCUCAAGUGUGGAGGAAAUGGGUUGGCCUCGCGGGACCACUGAGAUUAAGGCGAAGAGGCCAGAAAUUUUUAUACAGGGAGUGCAGAAUUAUUAGGCAAAUGAGUAUUUUGACCACAUCAUCCUCUUUAUGCAUGUUGUCUUACUCCAAGCUGUAUAGGCUCGAAAGCCUACUACCAAUUAAGCAUAUUAGGUGAUGUGCAUCUCUGUAAUGAGAAGGGGUGUGGUCUAAUGACAUCAACACCCCAUAUCAGGUGUGCAUAAUUAUUAGGCAACUUCCUUUCCUUUGGCAAAAUGGGUCAAAAGAAGGACUUGACAGGCUCAGAAAAGUCAAAAAUAGUGAGAUAUCUUGCAGAGGGAUGCAGCACUCUUCAAAUUGCAAAGCUUCUGAAGCGUGAUCAUCGAACAAUCAAGCGUUUCAUUCAAAAUAGUCAACAGGGUCGCAAGAAGCGUGUGGAAAAACCAAGGCGCAAAAUAACUGCCCAUGAACUGAGAAAAGUCAAGCGUGCAGCUGCCACGAUGCCACUUGCCACCAGUUUGGCCAUAUUUCAGCAGUGGUACAGGAAGAAGUCUGCAUCCUUCAAGAAAAACAUGAUUUUCAUGCAGGACAAUGCUCCAUCACACGCGUCCAAGUACUCCACAGCGUGGCUGGCAAGAAAGGGUAUAAAAGAAGAAAAUCUAAUGACAUGGCCUCCUUGUUCACCUGAUCUGAACCCCAUUGAGAACCUGUGGUCCAUCAUCAAAUGUGAGAUUUACAAGGAGGGAAAACAGUACACCUCUCUGAACAGUGUCUGGGAGGCUGUGGUUGCUGCUGCAUGCAAUGUUGAUGGUGAACAGAUCAAAACACUGACAGAAUCCAUGGAUGGCAGGCUUUUGAGUGUCCUUGCAAAGAAAGGUGGCUAUAUUGGUCACUGAUUUGUUUUUGUUUUGUUUUUGAAUGUCAGAAAUGUAUAUUUGUGAAUGUUGAGAUGUUAUAUUGGUUUCACUGGUAAUAAUAAAUAAUUGAAAUGGGUAUAUAUUUGUUUUUUGUUAAGUUGCCUAAUAAUUAUGCACAGUAAUAGUCACCUGCACACACAGAUAUCCCCCUAACAUAGCUAAAACUAAAAACAAACUAAAAACUACUUCCAAAAAUAUUCAGCUUUGAUAUUAAUGAGUUUUUUGGGUUCAUUGAGAACAUAGUUGUUGUUCAAUAAUAAAAUUAAUCCUCAAAAAUACAACUUGCCUAAUAAUUCUGCACUCCCUGUACUAGUGGCAGCUUAGACUAUGUAAGCCAGUAACACUCAAAUCACAAUCUUGAAGGGGGGAAUUAGGCAAAACUUACCUGAGGCCCCCUUGAGUGUUUGGCCAGGUCAGAAAUUGGUCACAACCCAACACAGAACCAGAGACUUCCACCACUACUAUAGUGGAAGAGAGGUCUAACCUAAUGAUAAGUGUAGGAAAUUAGCUUUUCUUGAGAUGUUUGUUUGUCACACACCAGUUUUCUUAACAACUCGAAUCAGAGUGUAUUGCAGCUAAAACAUAUAUUUAUUCAAAACAUCAUCUAGUAAUAACAUACAAACGUCUUUAAAUGUCUUUGUCCAAUACAGAGCAAUGUUCAAGAUGGUAUCCAUUUUUGAUGUUAAAGGUAUUGGUAACAAAAUCUUAGCUACAAUCAGUUUUAUAGGUUUAAAAUUCAGUUACAAAGGGGUGUAUACAUAAGGUUGCAUGUCAGAGAGCGUGAUUGCAUGUCAGGGAGUAGGGGACCCCAUCAAAUGCUUGCCCAGGGCCCAAUCAAUAUUAAAGACGGCCCUGACCUCAUCAUCUUGUUGCAUAGAAGGUGACACUUCACUCUGUUUUACAGUCAUAUCGUGGCUAUGUUAUCUUAAAUCAUUAGGUUUAACCACUCAACCUGUUUUGCUCUCACCCAGAGCUUGCCAUAAAACCAAAUUUUAUAAAUCCACAUACAACUUUUUUCCAUUAAUAACAUCCAUUUCUAUAACAAUACAGUGUGAGGAGGGGUGCACCCAUAAAUCACAAUAGAUUUUUCCUCCUUCAAACUCAAUGUCAUUAUCAAUGGAUAGAGUUGCAUGUGCAUGUGUCCCAUUGACAUUUAGAAGGGAUUUGGUGAUAUGCUGAAAUUUUUAAAGGCGAGCGUGUGUUAUUAGAGACACUGCUGCUCCUGUUUCUAAUGAAACUUUGUUAUAUUUCCCUCUAGUCUUCCAUAAAUAUAUGGUCGCCCAUCUUCACGUAGUUAUAUCACCAAGAUAGAUCUGAUAAUAACUGGGGGUUACACAUCCCUAUUUAUUGGUGGGUUUAGGCAGAUUUCACUUAGUUAUACCAGCAAGAUAGAUCUGAUAAUAGCUAUUGGUUACACAACCCUAUUUAUUGGUGGGUUUAGGCAGAUUUUACUUGUGGACUUGUGACUGCUUCCACCUUUCUUUCAAUGGCAUUUAACAUCAGUUUACACUCUUCACAUGAAUUUGAAAUGUGAGGGGGGGUUGAAGGUGUAUGUUCGGUUUCUACAGCUGCCACUCUCUGUAGAUUCUUAUGGUCUGGGAAAAUUGAAUUUUCUUUCCCUUUCACUGGGUAAGGUUUUUCUUUAUAUUUAGGACAAUAUCUCCUAUCCUCCUAAUCCAAUAUCUCCUUCUUGGUUAUAAUUAUAACAUACCAUAGAAUUACCCUAAUAAAAGCCUUUAAUAUCUAUCUUGGGGUGUGGCCGAAUAGGUUUUAGCACCCCGGUAAUUUUGUUAAUUUUGUGAUCUUUCCAUAAACCUCCCUCUAAAAUUACCAUUUCAAUUAAUACCCUUAUAUCUCCUUUUGUCUUCUUCACUAGACACAUUUUUAAUAGGGGCCAGUCCUGCUGAAGAAUCUCAAGACAAAAGUGUGUCUGUGCAACAUUUUAGUUGUUACUGUGUUUUUCCUUUUUAACAAUUGCAAUGAUUUCAUAAUUUCCAUAGCAGUAAAAUCUACUGUUGGUGCAUCAAAAUCUCUUCAUUUAUCUCAUUUGGUAACCUGAUAUUCCAGAGACAAAUUCACUAACACUCUGCCUAUGUUAUUCUUCAGAUAUAGCAAACGGUUCUGUGUCUGUAAUCAAAUUCCAGGCCUUAUUCCAUAAAUUUGCACAACAUGUAUAUCGUCAUUUUUCUCCAUUGUAAAUACAGGGAGUGCAGAAUUAUUAGGCAAAUGAGUAUUUUGACCACAUCAUCCUCUUUAUGCAUGUUGUCUUACUCCAAGCUGUAUAGGCUCGAAAGCCUACUACCAAUUAAGCAUAUUAGGUGAUGUGCAUCUCUGUAAUGAGAAGGGGUGUGGUCUAAUGACAUCAACACCCUAUAUCAGGUGUGCAUAAUUAUUAGGCAACUUCCUUUCCUUUGGCAAAAUGGGUCAAAAGAAGGACUUGACAGGCUCAGAAAAGUCAAAAAUAGUGAGAUAUCUUGCAGAGGGAUGCAGCACUCUUAAAAUUGCAAAGCUUCUGAAGCGUGAUCAUCGAACAAUCAAGCGUUUCAUUCAAAAUAGUCAACAGGGUCGCAAGAAGCGUGUGGAAAAACCAAGGCGCAAAAUAACUGCCCAUGAACUGAGAAAAGUCAAGCGUGCAGCUGCCACGAUGCCACUUGCCACCAGUUUGGCCAUAUUUCAGAGCUGCAACAUCACUGGAGUGCCCAAAGCACAAGGUGUGCAAUACUCAGAGACAUGGCCAAGGUAAGAAAGGCUGAAAGACGACCACCACUGAACAAGACACACAAGCUGAAACGUCAAGACUGGGCCAAGAAAUAUCUCAAGACUGAUUUUUCUAAGGUUUUAUGGACUGAUGAAAUGAGAGUGAGUCUUGAUGGGCCAGAUGGAUGGGCCCGUGGCUGGAUUGGUAAAGGGCAGAGAGCUCCAGUCCGACUCAGACGCCAGCAAGGUGGAGGUGGAGUACUGGUUUGGGCUGGUAUCAUCAAAGAUGAGCUUGUGGGGCCUUUUCGGGUUGAGGAUGGAGUCAAGCUCAACUCCCAGUCCUACUGCCAGUUCCUGGAAGACACCUUCUUCAAGCAGUGGUACAGGAAGAAGUCUGCAUCCUUCAAGAAAAACAUGAUUUUCAUGCAGGACAAUGCUCCAUCACACGCGUCCAAGUACUCCACAGCGUGGCUGGCAAGAAAGGGUAUAAAAGAAGGAAAUCUAAUGACAUGGCCUCCUUGUUCACCUGAUCUGAACCCCAUUGAGAACCUGUGGUCCAUCAUCAAAUGUGAGAUUUACAAGGAGGGAAAACAGUACACCUCUCUGAACAGUGUCUGGGAGGCUGUGGUUGCUGCUGCACGCAAUGUUGAUGGUGAACAGAUCAAAACACUGACAGAAUCCAUGGAUGGCAGGCUUUUGAGUGUCCUUGCAAAGAAAGGUGGCUAUAUUGGUCACUGAUUUGUUUUUGUUUUGUUUUUGAAUGUCAGAAAUGUAUAUUUGUGAAUGUUGAGAUGUUAUAUUGGUUUCACUGGUAAUAAUAAAUAAUUGAAAUGGGUAUAUAUUUGUUUUUUGUUAAGUUGCCUAAUAAUUAUGCACAGUAAUAGUCACCUGCACACACAGAUAUCCCCCUAACAUAGCUAUAACUAAAAACAAACUAAAAACUACUUCCAAAAAUAUUCAGCUUUGAUAUUAAUGAGUUUUUUGGGUUCAUUGAGAACAUGGUUGUUGUUCAAUAAUAAAAUUAAUCCUCAAAAAUACAACUUGCCUAAUAAUUCUGCACUCCCUGUAAAUCAAGAGUAAAAAAUUAAAACUAUUCACACCAAUUGCACGCUGUACAACCAUUAGCAAUCUCUGUGUAUUAUUUGGAAACUAUUCCUCCAACUCAACUUUGGGCUUUUCACUCGCCUUAUCCUCCUACACAUCAAUCAUUUUUAACCCUUUCACUUAAUGAGGCUGGCAGCCAGAUCAAACGGCAUCAAAUUUUCUCUUAGUCAUUUCACCUUCAAAAACACUCAUAUUGUAAAAAUGUCCUCUCUGCUCAUCAUAUUUAGACACAUUUUUAAUCAAUUUGGCUAAUUUGAGAGUAUCCAUCUGACCCCUUCUUUGCAUAAUUUCCCAAUUUCUUUUCUCUGUCUUUUCUUCUCUGCUGCCAUUUUUCUUACAAUAAUGGUGUGGGUAAAUAGUAGAAGUCAUGGGGACCAUGGACAUAAUGUUGAAUUUAAAAAACAAGCGUUAUAUAGCUUGUUUCAGCUGUUUAAGGCCAAAGCAUAUGACCUAGGUCACGUGCGCGGCUGUGCUUACCGGCCGCAAGGUCUGAUUGGAAGUGUAGUUUAAAAGGUGGUGAUCUCCGUUUUCGGCGAAUACAAAACAUUUUCAGCCGAAUUUAAAUGGAAGUGGGAGUGGGAAACAAGUAUUUAAACAUGGUUAUUAAAAAAAUAGAAAAUAAAAUGGAGGAAACAUUUAGGCAUAAAAUAAAGCACUAUAAUAAAAGUAUGGCGGCCAUCUUAGUAGAGGAAAGUGAAUGUGAUUAACAGGGAAAGUGGGGCACGGUGGCCAUAUUUUGAGGGGAGCAUUUUGAUAGUUAUAUUUAAAGGGGAACACCCUAAUAGUAUUGAUUGUACAAAAUAAUUUAAGUGCUGAAUAAAGACCAUAAUAGAUUAAAAUAAGUACUGAAUGAUAAAAGACAGAUUAGAAUAAAUUAAAUAGAGACAUAAAAAUGAAGGAGAGGGAGUAAGAGUCUGCAUAGCAUUAAAAGCAGUAAUUUUAAAACUUGACAGUACAGGAGUUGACAGAAAUAGCUUAAAUAAAACAAUAGGUAGUGAAAGGUGAAUUAUACAUUGUACACAAUGGGCAUAAUAAGGGGCUACUGCUGAACAUAAUGCCGGAGUUUGAAACAACUAUGUUUAGGGUAGUCUCUAAUCUGUCCUUAUAGAUAAUGUCAAUUGUGUAAGGGUUGGUGGUAUAAAGUCACCAUAUAGGAUGAUAUUAUUGAUAUUAUUAAUUGGGGUCCAAAUGAAUAAUUGAAAUAUUAAAAAGCAAUAAUGUCUGUUUAGAUAGUAGUAAGAAUGCAAUGAAUGUGUAUGAGAGUAAAAAAUAGUAAUUAAAAAAGAGAAAUAAAAAAUAAUUAGACAGUUAAAAAAUUAAAUCAAAUUAUGUAAGUCAAAAUCUACAUUUAAACCAUUUAGAGCAAGUGUCUGUAAGUUAAAAACCCAUUUCAUUUCUGAUUUUCCGAGGAUAUUUUUUAUAUUUCCUCCUCGCCAUGGAACAUUACAUUUCUUGAUACCUGUGCAUUUCAGUAAUUUUGGGUCCUUAUUAUGUAUUAUAAAAUGUUUAGACACUGGGUGGUUAGGGUAGACUUUAGUGAUAUUCCUACAGUGUUCGCUUAAUCUAACUUUAAGGCUCCUUGUGGUCAUCCCUACAUAUUGGAGGCCACAUGGGCACUCCAGCAGAUAAAUAACAAUUAGUGUUACAACUGAUAAAAUCCUUGAUAUUAUAGGUUUUUUUUGUUCUGUUCACAUUUAAAAUGUGUGGUUUUGGAUGGUACAGAUUUAUCUGUGCUUUAACAUACUACACAUCGUUGGCUCUUAAAAAAACCUUUAAUGUCAGAAAAGAGAAAUUGUGUUUUGUUUGUUUGGUUUAAGUUCUCUUGUAAAAUUUGUAGUCAGGAUGGAUUUGAAAUUCGGGGCUCCUCUAAAAAUGAUAUUUGUUUUUUUGGGUAAAAUUUUCUUUAGUGUUUCAUGCUGUUUCAAUAAAUGCCAGUGUUUUUUUCACAAUUCUUUUAAUAGGGACACUUUUAUCAUUGAAAUUAAAAAUCAUGGGAAUAGAUGGAGGGUCUAUAGUGUUUUUAUCUUUAUAUAUUAGCAGGUUGUCUCUCUCUCGAUCUUUGCCUUUAUUGAUAGUGUUAUUUAAACUGCUGGGUGAAUAUUUUUUUUCAAUAUAUAUUUUUUUUUUUAAAUUGUCCUGGUCAUUAACAUUGUCUAUUAGGGUGCAAUUUCGACGAAGACGUAGGAAUUGGCUCUUGGGGGCACUUUCAAGCCAGGGUUUGUAGUGACAGCUUGAUCGGUCCAUGGCUGUAUUAGUGCAGACUUUUUUAAAAAAUGUUUUAGUAUUAAGCUUAUUGUCUUUAAUAAAAAUUUGUAAAUCUAAAAAAUUCAUGGAUUCCCUACUGUACUCACAUGUUAAAAUGAUUCCUCUGUUAUUUGUGUUGAGGUGAGUAAUAAAAGAAUUCAGGGAGUUCUCCGAACCUUCCCAGAUAAAAAAACAGGUUUUAACAUGUGACGUGGGCUUACUCUUUUGACUGGACCAAUUUGAAAUCUGAAAUCUGAAAUAGACAUCACUAUCUUGGCACCAAAAGAUAGACACGUGUUAACCAGCGAUUGGUUCAACACAUCAUUUUCAGCAAGGCAUUCAUCUACAUAAGAGCCCUCUCGGUCAUUACAGCUUUUACCCCUGACGAAGGUGCAAAUCCAAGGCACCGAACCGAGCGUCGGGCUUUUCUAUGUUUGCACAGGGCACUCUAUCACAAACAUGCAGGCAACCAGCACUCUAUGCAUGGUUCUGCACUUAAUUCUAUUCUCUCCUUUUUUUCAUUCCUCCUAGCCAGUCUACACUUUUACUUAAGUGGAGGAGCACUCACAGCCUUGUGAGUAUGUCUAAUGAGAUGGGGAUACCUAGACUAUUGAUUCAAGCAUCUGAGAUUAACUGAUAUCUACUUUAUAUACUUCUACACAGGCUGAAUCGUAGUUUGUCCUGGCAAGGCUAGUUCUCAUCUAUCACAUUUGAGACUGUAGAUACUUGUAACUUUGUCUGACAGACUUAAUAACAUUGUCUAGAUCCAUUCUCACUGUGUGAUUUUUUUACAUUAAUUAUCCACACAAUGAUUUCUUCUCCACUUACCACUAUUUUUAAAGACUUUUUACCUGGACUAAAGAGAUAGCUAUAGUGAAAUACAACGUGAUUUGGAAAAAGCUAUCUAUUUAGAGAAGUCUAUGCAGAUUAGUGUUGUCUGGACACUUUUCUCUGCUCACGCAUAAAAUACGAUUCCACUUCAGACAUUGACCACCAUAUUAUUAAAGUCAAGAGUCUGAACACCAGGAAAUCUCUUAAGCAGAGCAUGUGGAGGAUUAGCCACUUGGCUUUAGUUAUGUUUUUUUCUGUCUUUGACCACCACUUUUUGGUUAUAAUAUGGAGUUGGUUUGAUAAGCAUUUAUUUAUUUACUAUUUUUUUUUCAUGUAAACUAAGAUUUCCAGCUGACAUUCUCCUGCAGAAUUUUCAUUCCAGCAUGAAGAGUGUUAUUUGUAUUUGUUCUGAAAACUAUUAGCCUUAGUACAUUACCGAAGUGAGUAAAAUAAAAUAUAUGACCAGAAUAACCAUCUUAACCAAAGUUUAUAUAAUUGAUAAUAUACGUGAGUAUGACCAUGGUUCAAUAACCUGCUCAAAUGGUUUUUUGCCUGUACUGACGCGUGGUGUUCCUGGUGAUUAACCAUACGAAGAAUAAGAGGUCAUAUGUUGUAGAAGGUAAGAGCUUCAAUAAUUUAACAUUCUUUAAAUUUGGAAGCAGCUCCAUAUCUCUAUAUGGAUAACCAUGUGUACACAUAAUUUUCUGUAACUGCCUCCCCUUAGCUAAUCAACACGAAAUUUAUAUAUAUAUAUUAUUUUACCAACAGCAAUAAACAUAAAAUAUAUAUAGAACGAAAGAAAGGGAAGGAGGAAAACCUGUCUGUUAGAAUAGUUUUAAAAACCGGCAUUUUCCUAAUCUGUCUCCCAGUGUAAAAUCCUCCAUAAGUGAGGUGACUUAAAAGCUGAGCCAUCCCUGUGUAAAGUAUAUGCAAUAGGGCAGACUUCCCAGUAAUGCCUGAGUACGUAAUAGCUUUGCCACAUGGGAGUUAGUUUAACAGUACAGUACUGUAUUGGUCCCAGUGCUGUAACCCAGUAGUAUACAGUAUGCCCAGCAAUGCGAGCGUUAACCGUCAUAUGUAACAUGUACUUGUACUGACAGGAGCUUCUCCAACGUGGGAGAAGUAAACAAACAGUCAUCAAAUGAGGAGGUGGUCUGCGUCCGUGUGUGAAUACCGCCCCCCACAGAGCGGACCACGAGCAUGUGGAAGAGGGAUGAAGGGACCGGAAACUUACGGUUUACCGAGCACCCAAGUGGUUUAGCAAAAGAGCAUCUGGUUGCCAACCGUGGAACACACAGACCAAGCAACAGGAUCGUGACCCGGAAGUAGUGAACUGGAUGUAAUCGCCUGCAGAACGUCUGAAUCCACGGUGAUGCAGGUAGAGGGGGGAUUGCUUAAUUAGGAGCAACAAGCCCCUCCCACAACAAGCCUUUACAUGUGUGUGUGUGUGUGUAUAUAUAUAUAUAUAGACUUUUGUAAUAUAAAAUAUUGGUCCUUUUAGAGUAAAAGAUUUAAUUAUACAGUAAGCAUACUCGCAUGCAGACACCAAAGGCAUGCACAGCCUAUUGCAUAAGGAUGUGCACCCUAAAGCACAAACACACACACCGCGUGUAUAUGUACAUAUAUAUAUAUAUAUACAUACAAACAUACAUACACUGCUGUGUGUGAGGGUGACGUGUGUGUGAGGGUGCUGUUAAGGUGCUGUGUGUGUGUGUCAGGGUGAUGGUAGUGUGCUGUGUUUGAGGGUGCUAGUAGUGUGCUGUGUGUUGUGUUAGGGUUCUCUGUGUGUAAGGGUGUUGUGUGCUGGUAGUGUGCUGUGUGUGAGGGUGCUGUGAGUGUGUAUGUAAGGGUGCUGAGUGUGUGGGUGCUAUGUGUGUGCUGUGUGUAAAUUUGUUUGGAGGGAUUGUGUGUGGGAGUAGGGGGACAGGUUAGGAAAUAGCCCCCCUCCCUUCUUACCUUUUACCUGGGAGGGGGAUCCCUGCUGCCAUAUCUGAUCCCUGGUGGUCCUAGUGAGAGUGAACUCUAGCCUGUGGUUAGUUCACUCACAGAAGAUCUGAGUGUUGCCGUGGCAAUGCUCCAGCCUUAUGAGAGGACCCCAACGGAGCUGCUGGCAAGAGCUCACUGGGUCCUCGUCUGAAUUCAGAGAAAUGGCAGUGUUUACAUUGCUUCCUAGUGACACCUCUAGUGACAGUCAUUCAGACGGUCACUAGAGGUGUUUCCUGUGUCAGUGCUGCACAGUGACUGUGACUCUGGAGGCAGUGACUCUGGAGGCACUGAACGUUCCCCAUAUAGAUACAAUGAUUCAAUGCAUCUCUAUGAGGAGAUGCUGAUUGGUGUAGCGUUUUGCAGCCAAUCCUAUGGCAGAGCAUUGGAUUGGUUGAGAUCAUCAAGCUUGAUGAUCUCAGCCAUAGAGGCAGGGCCAGUUGAGGGCAGACGAGCACGGCGUGAAAAAAAAAAAGUGAGUAUCGGAGGCGGAAAGAGGAAGUGCCGGGUGUUGGGAACAUGCUGUGCCGUAAUGAGUGCAUUGCACCAUGAGGUGGGUAAUGUGACACCUCUUGUCUGUUGUAUAUUGCUAAACAGGUUAGCAUAUAGCAGGUUGUACUGACCAUGAAUAUAUAUGUAUAGUGCUAUUAUAUUCCCACUGAGGCGUCUUUUUUUCUAAAGAAACUAAUUCCAGUUUUUCUAGCCUUUUAACUUAUGUUUUCCAUACCUGUUGUGGUUCGUGGUUUUGGAUGAAUUAGUUUGCGCAAUUCAAAAGGUUUCACAACAACUACUGUGUUAAACUUUUCAUAUAACCAAGAUGGCUGCCAAUUAUGUGCUUAAAAGAGCAUCAAGAUGGCCAGUCAUGUGUCCUGGUGUAACCUAGUUACACUAACAAUAGAGUUAAUGAAAGUCCACAUAUAUUUGCAAACAUUCAAAACCAACCCUUUUAUUUUUUACAGCUAUAAAUUUAGAUCAUUAACUGCAUAAGGUAUUUCAGCAAAGUUAUAUCCUAACUAGUGAUGUCGUGAACCGUUCACGAACUUGCCGCGAACGGUUCGCCACGAACCGUUCGCGGGGAACUCCGGUCAGCUGACACAUCCCUGCCAAUCUCUGGCAGACCCUCCCUCCUAGACCCUCCCACCUCCUGGACAGCAUCCAUGUUGAAGCUCAUGCUGUCCAGGAGGUGGGAGGGUCUGGGAGGGAGGGUCUGCUGGAGAUUGGCAGAGAUGUGUCAGCUGACUGGAGUUCGCCGCGAACGGUUCGUAGCGAACCGCGGUGAACCGUUCGCGGCAAGUUCGCAAACGGUUCGCGACAUCACUAAUCCUAACAUGUAAUAACCAAAUGUCAAUCACUCCGAGUGCAGCAAAAGAUAAUAUUUAAUAAAAAUAUGUUAAAUAUAAAUAUUAAUAAACAUGUUCUAGCUAAACAUUUGUAAUACUAACUAGACAAUUACCCUUUGCAUUACUAAUCGUAUAUUUCCCACGAUUGCAGUUAAAACAUUUAAAAGGGCUAAGCAGGACUCCACUCUCUUUUAAUGGUGCCACAGCUGGUCUUAUUUGCAAGUCCCCAUGCAAAAGAACACCCACUUGGACCUUGUGGGGAACAGGAUGACAAUUGUUAUGAGCCAAUGAUAAUGCAGUACAGUAGGUGACACUCCCACACAUUACACACAAUCCCUCCCCUCAGCCUAGGAUAAAAUUGACUCAAGCUCUUUAUGAACUUAAUUAUCUCCAGGCAGAAAAACACAAAUUUUUUUAAAGUAUGAAAAGUACCCAAUACACAACCUAUCCCCCUAAAUAACCAUGAUCUGGGUGAUCAACAUAUCCAAAAAUUACCUAGAUCAUAGCAGGGGUUCAGGAAAUUCCUGGAAGUCUCUUUUUUUACUGACCGCAUGCAUGGUUUCAUGCCCAAAACAGUUCCAGAGAAUCGGGCUGUGCGGCCGGUCUAUUUCAAAUAGUUGAAAUGCUGUUCAAAUGACCGAACGUAACCGUUCGUGAAUGUAGUCAGUAUAUGUCCCUUGUUCAUGGGUUUCUGCCCAUUGAACGCUGUUUGACUCCCGUUCAAAUAGCCAAAGUUUCAUGGAAGGUAACUGUGCAGCAGUUAGAGUUCCACUCGAUGACAAAACACAGCUGAACAUGUUUGACUAAACAAGAUGGCUGCCACCACAUGUUCAUCUAUACGAAUGGCAACCACCCGUCCGUUCGGCAAUUUGGCUGUGGUUAACUACCAUCCUGGGAGGUAAAUAGGCUGCACACUCAACUUGCGUGUGGUCCGGCUGUCCGAAUGUUCGAAGAAUUAUUGUUCAAAGUCAUAAUGGGUGCAAAUAGGUUUUUUAACCAUAAUAAAUUAAAGGGGCUAUAGUCACAGGUAAAAGGCUGGCAAGUAGCCUCCUCCAAACCCCAGUGGUGAAGUGGCUUUUUCAGAAUCCUGAAAAUUUUAAAACAGGGGUAUGGAUAUUUCUACUCUAACUUCCCCAAGCACCAUCUGGCCAUUGGCCUUUGUUUACAAUAACUUUGUUUAAGUUUUGAAGCACUUUAUCCUGUGCUAACCGAUAACCCAUUUGCUGUGAGGCUUUUGUAACAGGGAUUCGCAAAUCUACAGCCACAGAUUCUUCUUCCCUAUAUACUGAAUAAAGAUUAUUUUCAAUUUCUGCCUUGUCCUGAUCCUCCUUUAUUAACCCACUCAUCUCAAUUUCCUAUGGAAACAGUAUCACACUUUACCUUUUGACAUUAAUGUACUUGAAAACAUUUAGAGGUUGGCCCUGCCCUAUUUGGCUACCAAGCUUUUCAUUUCCAAGUUUAGCCUAUAUAAUUGCCCUUUUUGCAAGCCGUAUUGGCAUGCUUAAUAUUUGUUGUAGGAUGCAUUUGACCCCUCUGACUUAAAUGUUUUGAAUGCCCUCUUAUUUUAUCAUUUGACUGAUCAUUGCACUAAAGUACAUGGGUUUUAAUUUGCUUCUUUUAUAUUUGUUCCCAAUAGUACGUAUGAGGAAUAUGCUAAAUCAUGGUCACUGUUUCCCAAGUGCUCCUUAACAUGAGUUUUUGAAAGAAAGUCAACAUUUUAGCUGUGACAACGUUCAGACAAGUAUUUCUUCUAAUUGAUGGAAUUAUAUUUUAUCAGGUUCAAAAACAUGUUCCCCUUGACUGUACUACUAGUCCUUCUGGCCCAAUCAAUGUCUGAAGAAUGAAUUAAUAAUACAUCUUCCCCAUCAGUUUUAAUGUUUAAAAGGUAUUUUUUUUUUAGAGGUUUUCAUUUCUUUUCACAGACCUGCUCCUACACAAUAUAUAAAUCUAUUAACGUCUAUCUUUGCUAUUGAUGAAAUAAACAAUGACCCAGAUAUUUUACCGAAUGUCACUCUGGGAUACCAUGUUUAUGAUACAUGUGGAGAUGAGAAGAGAGCCAUUCAAAGUGUCCUUCAAAUACUGUCUGGAAAUGCAUCAGAAGUGCCUAAUUACUCCUGCCAGGAACAGGGUAAAGUUGCUGGAUUUAUAGGAGAUCUCAAAUCUUCUACGACCAUUUCAAUGGCUCAGAUUCUCAGCAUGUAUGGAUACACACAGGUAAUUCAUUAACAUUGUAUUUAUAUUCGUUGUAUAAUGGAAGACAAAAAAUGCAUUGGUGAAAAGAAUAUGAAAGUUCUGCUUGGGUUGCAGCAGUGGCUAUAGUAUUUAUCACCCCAAAUACACAGAGCAAAAAGCAAAAACAGAGAAUAUGAGAACACUGAAAAUAGGGUUCCACUGUAAUUUCGGCACACAAAAUGGCUGCCGCAAUUUGGCCCGGUCAGGUGCCGCUGAUAAAUGAGGCAGACUGCGAGGGAGCACUCUCCCCUGCUCAUUUCCCUUGCGCGCACUGCAGUGAUGCCGGAGCCGGAAUAUGACUUCACUCCGGCCCCGGCAUCACUAAGAGGCACACGAGGAAGCUGAAUAGGAAGAUUACUAAAAAAUAUAUUUUCUCACCAUUUUUAAAUCUUUUUUUUUUUAAUAAAAAGAUUUUACAAUGACACAGACGCUAUUGCCAGUUAACACCUUUUGAAUUUAACAAUUUAGCUGUAUCUGGCUGUAUCUGGCAAAUCACAGAGCACUCAGUUAUGAUAAAUUGCCAUUUUUGAGAAAACUCACUCAUCUGUUACAACCUCUCUCAGAUUUUUGCUCUGUCUCAGAUGUAAUUACUAGGUAACAACCUUUAAAUUGACCAAUCUGGCUGCACCUGGCAAAUCACAGAGUAUUUAAUUAAUGAGAAACUGCUAUUCCUGAGAAAUCUCAAUUUCCUGGCCAUAUCCAUGGCAGCACAAGGAUGGGUAGCUCCUCCCUAUCCCUAAAGACAGGAACUAAUUAAAAUACAUGUAUAAGUACCUUCUCCUAUCCCCCCUCCCUCCGUCUUUUUGUUCCUGUCCUAUCCCUUUAUGACAUGUGUUUUUUCCUUGGAACUAUUAUUUUUCUUUUAUGGCUUACCUUGGGCUUUGUUCCCCUGGCCCCUUGGGAAUUCAGCCUCUCUCCCUUGGGAAGUCUCCAGUUACACGGCCCUGCGCAAAGGUGACCCCCUGGAGAGUACCCCUUUAGUGACCGGUGGUCUGGUACUUGCUGUAAUGGGUAGCAAGCUGUUAUGCCUGGUUCCCUAAUGCUGCAGUGACCCCUAGGGGUAGCAGUGGGCAGGUGAAUAUAGACCUGGACGUGUACCUUGCUGGUCUGGACUUCUGCCUGUUUCCGGCUUGCCUCCGCCUUUCCCACUGUCCUUCUGAAGAGGUAAGUCCCUGUGGUUUAUUUCAUUUUCACUCGUUUUUUUCGAACACACAUGCGUUUGUAUGGUUUGCUGAUUGGUUUUGUGUCCGUUCGUGCUUUUAGCCGUUCGCCAAAAAUUUAGCAGUUCGUCUGAAUUUUGGCUGUUCGCAUGAAUUCUGGUGAACGUCCGUUUGUUCAUACGAAUGGUUCGUUCACCUGUUCGUUCGCCUGUUCAUUCGCCUGUGCGUUCACCUGUUCGUUUGCCUGUUCGUUCGCCUGAUUCACUGGUUCACAUACUGGUGGGAAUUGUUCUGGCGAAUGCUACAUUGCUUCCUCCUAUCUCCUGUCUUUUUAUUUUUUAAAGUGGUAUCCUUCAAUUUGUUCUGAAUUUCAAUUUGAGAUUCUUUCUUGCAUUUGGUUCUGAAGAUGGAUAGGGAAGUCAGAUUCCUCUAAUUCUAAAGCUUCCCCACCAAACAAAGGUCACAACCUAAGUCUAAAAGGUAAUCCAUGUUUUUUUUUUUCUGGUUUGUUUUAUCUAACAUUUAAAAAGAGUGUGUAUCACUGAUACACUGUUCUGUCCCUGUUUCGGCAGUUCUAAGGGGACUAGAGCUUCAGUGUCCUCCAAAGGGAAGUCGCUCAGAAGGACACAAUGUGUAUCCUGUGAUAACAGAGCCCUGGAGGGGAAACAUCUCUGUUUUUCUUACCUAUCUGUGGCUGUGGGCCCAUCUCAAAGGCAGUCCUCCAUCCAACCUGCGCCUUACAUAAUGCAGUAUAUUUCACAAGCAGUCGCUCUGGGCAUUCAGGAAGCUGGGAAGUCCCGCAAGCGACCAAGGUGUUUGGAACCUUCUGAGUGUUCUCCAGAUGUCUCUGAUGUGGAGUGUAUGUCUAUGGAAUCCCUGAGAGAUCUAGGUUCUUCUUCUGAGGAUGUGGUGCUUCCAGCUCCAGAUUUCCUGGAACCUGCUGCAAUUGACCAUUUGAUAUCCAGGGUCCGCAAGACUCUGUUUGAAGUAACCUUCUAAGGAUGAACCUUCCACAUCCAGUUGCCACUUCUCUGACCUUAGGAGGAAGAGGACUACUUUUCCAGUCCAUGUGACUAUAAAAGACCUCAUCAAAGAGGAAUGGUACAGAUCAGGCAUAAAAUCCUCUUCAAAAAGAACAUUUUCCAGACUGUAUCCUUUUGAGGACACUGAUGCUAAAACAUGGGAUUCCGCUCCCAAGGUAGAUGCAGCCAUGGUUAGAUUGGCCAAAUGUACCACUUUACCUGUUGAUGAUGCGGGUUUCUUCAAAGACCCUUUGGACAGAAAGAUGGACUUCAGUCUUUACAUAGCUUCAGGUACGGGCCUAUGUCAGUAUCCAGGGCGCUUAAGGUUUGGUGGAGAAUUUGGAUGAGGAUAUUAAGAACGGCAGGAGCUGUCCCUCCAUACUGGACAGCCUAAAAGAUUUUAAAUUGGCUGUUGACUUCUCAUCUGAGGCUGAGUACUUGCAUAUCUGCAGAUUCAAGAUGGAGUCCCUUUAAUUUAUAGUGAAGGCUGUCUUUCCAAAUCAGUGGAUGUUAUCAAUAAACUUGUUGCUUUCCUAUUUCCACAUCCUUAUAGCCCUAGCACAUCAGAAAUACUUUCACAAAAGUGCUUGUUGUUCUCAUUGCAGAACUGAAAAAACAGGGCAUAUCCAUCUUCUAUUACCUGGACGACACCCUGAUCGUGGCGGACGACAAGGACAUUUUAUCCUCCCAUGCAAUUGUUUGCCUUCAGUUCCUACAACGUCACGGUUGGAGGAUCAAUGUCAAAAAGAGUCAUCUCUGCCCGAGUCAGUCCAUGACAUACCUGGGUGCUCUGUUCGACACUUUAGCAGGGACGAUUCCCCCAGAGAGGAUCAUGAGAAUAUGGAAACAGGUUCUGGAGACAUUGGCAUGCAUGGUGACUUCAGCGAAAAAGUUAAUGAGUCUCCUGGAUUCCAUGUCCUCCACGAUAGGACUGACAAGGUGGGCACAAUGGAGAAUGAGGAGCUUUCAAACAAACUUCCUCCUCCGAUUCUCCUCAAAGAGUUUACUCCAGCCCAUCAAGAUUCUGUUGUCAGUUCACAUUUCCCUGGUUUGGUGGCUUCCCUUUGGGAGACGUUCCAUGGAUAGUAAUAGCGACGGAUGCCAGCCAUUGGGGUUGGGGUGUCCAUUGUCAAUGCGACCACGUGCAAGAGGAGUGGAAGUUCCCUGCAUUCCCUGUAUCUGCCUUGUCGGCUUUAACUAACCACAAAUGGGCCUUUGAUUCGGACGUGGCCAGGUUUCGUAAAGCUGUACUAAAAAAAAUCAGACCUCUGAUUAAGCCGUUCACUCUACCUUGGGACUUGCCUCUGGUUCUCCAAGAUUUAAACUUUGGAUUCAGUGCCUUUCCAUUUCCCCUCCAUUAAACUGCCUUACUGGUGGUUUUGGCCUCAGGCAGAAGGGUCUCGGAACUUCAUGCUCUGUCGUUCAAGGAGCCUUUCACAGUCUUCCAUAAGGACAGGGUCAUCCUUCAUACUAUCCCAGAAAAUCCUAAGGUCACCUCCGCCUUUCAUAUUAAUGAGAAAAUUGUUCUCCCAGCUCUGCAUCCGGUUCCACAAAUAGAUGGUGAUGACCGAGAUCUUUCCUACUUGGAUUUGGUGAGAUGCCUCAGAAUCCACAUUGACAGAACCACCUCUUGGCGUUUAUCUCAAGGCCUCUUUGUCCUUUUAUAACAGAUGUAGAAAGGGCAGUCAGGCUCCUAAAUCUACCAUUAGCAGAUGGAUUGUUUCAGCCAUCAUCCAAGCUCUCUCCUGAGCUGCUUUGUAGAGCUGCCACUUGGUCCUCUGCCAAUACUUUGAUCAGACAUUACCAAGUAAAUGUCAGAGCUGGUUAUUCGGACCAAUUUGUUAAAAGUGUCCUUUCUGUGUGAGACCCUUGAUUCCUGAAGUCUUGGUGUUUGUGACUUGGUUUGUGGUACAAAUACACUUUGCAUAUGAUAUUUCGGAGUCUGUGGUUUCUUUAUUUCUUCUUCCCUCCCUUGGUUAUUGCUUGGGUAUUACCCAUCAUUGUGCUGCCAUGGAUAUGGCCAGGAAAAAGGAAAAUUUAUCCAUACUUACCAUAAUGUUCUUUUCCUGGUCAUAUGCCAUGGCAGCACAAUGUCCCGCCCUGGGAUAUUGCUAGUAACAAGACUGAGGGAGGAGGGGAUAGGAGGAGAUACUUAUACAUGUAUUUUAAUUAGUUCCUGUCUAAUUAGGGAUAGGGGAGGAGCUACUCAUCGUUGUCCUGCCAUGGCAUAUGACCAGGAAAAGAAAAUUACAGUAAGUAUGGAUAAAUUUUCCUUUAACUGCUACAAUCUCUCUCUGGUUUCUGCUCCAAAAUAGCAGCUUCUAAACUAACUAGUUGCAUCUGGCAUAUCACAGAGCAUCCAGUUAUGAGAAAUUGUUAUUCCUGAGAAAUUCUACUAUUUGCUACAAUUUCACUAUUUGUCCAGUCUAGUUUAGAUAGACAAUGUUUUUGUUCCAUAUUAUUUUUGUUCUAUGUUCUGCUUUGAAGUCUCAUUGCUUUUAAAAUUCUAGCACUGGGGAUGGUUUUACUAUUUAAACUUGGUUAAUAAAAGUUAAUUUUUAAUACCUUUUUUCAAUGAUUCACCACAAUCAGCUUCUAUUCCUGCUGUUAAGUUCUACUAUCGGGUUAUUAUCUGUGCUACGGUGCCAAAAAUUGUUUGGGGUUCCACGUUGUUAGCACAUUAUGUCAAAGGGUUCCACUGGAAAAAUGAAUUGGGGAACCCCUAGUAUAGCUUAUUGGUAGAGUGUAGAGGGUUUAUGUUCAGUGAUAGUAUAGACCAUUGGUAGAGAAUAGAGCAAUAAAAAACACAUUUGUAUACACAUAUACUACGAUACACACAGACAUACUGACACACAGAUACACUCACAGACACACUGCAAUGCAGAUACACACACAGACACACUGACACAAAUAUACACAGACAGACAUACUGACACACACACAGAUAUACACACAGACAUACUGACACACACACAACAAGUAACUUUUCAGGCACCUUCCUGUUUCUUACCUUUUAGUUGAAGGAGAGUGGGUGGGGCUGUUGGGAGUUGGCCUGGCUCUCCUAUCUUCUUCCUCCCUCCCGUGUGGAGUAAGCUGGGAGGAAGUGACUGACUGUCACUUCCUCCCAGCAUCAAAGGGGCCCAACUUGGGAGCUUCCAUUAGCUUUCCUGAGCUAAACCCUGCCGUCCAGCACUAGGAUUUUUGUCUGAAAGCUGAUUAAUUUAAGUUAAUGAUCUAAGACCUGUACCGCUUAGCUCAAAAAUAAUGCUUCCUGCUGCAGUGGAGGAAGGGAGUAGUAUACAUUUUCUGUGAUACAAAGUUUUUCAAUGUUUGUUGUUGGUAAAUUGAGCUAAAAAUUGUAAUAAUUUUCUGUUUUCCUUUUGCUAUUUGAUAAUAAACUAAAUUAAGUAUAUUAUAUAUCUAGAUCAGUUAUGGAGCAACCGACCCGCUGCUAAGUGACAAAGCGCUUUAUCCAUAUUUCUUACGGACAGUUCAGGAUGAUCUGGUUUUCUAUGCAUCUAUUUCAAAACUGUUGCAAUAUUUUGGUUGGAACUGGGUUGGAAUAAUUACAACAGAAGAUGAAAGUGGAGAGAAGGAGCUCAAUGAGUUAAGGCAGGAGCUCACCCGCCAUGAGAUCUGCAUUGAGUUUGUUAUUAAAAUGUCCAAAUCGUUACCAAGUAACCUAAAGAGCAUGACUGUUAUUGAGAAAUCAACCACUCGGGUUGUAAUCAUUUGUGGUGCAAUAUCUAUUAAUUACUUGCACUUUUUUCAAAAUUCUGGAUCAGUUUUCAAAAAUGUAACCUUAGUUAUUCCAGGCUCAUGGCCAUUGAAUUUGUACACUGGUUUAAGCUCCAUAGGACUGUUUCAUGGUAGUUUGAGUAUUGCACCCAUCACAAACUAUUUCCCUCAAAUAGACAACAUUUUACAGUCGGCUAACCCAUCCAUGCGCCCUGGAGAUCCGUUACUUGAAGAUAUUUGGAUGUUACGCUAUAAUUGCAGUUUGAAAAACAUGUUGAAGACACUGAUUUUCCUGUUCCUAUAUAACGUUUCUCCUUACCCCUGCACUAAUAAUGAGCAAGGAAACUUUACAGAAUAUCGAAAUAUUCCUUCUCCUUAUCUCACUUACAUAGCGGUAUAUGCCUUUGCACAGGCUCUGCACACUAUGCGCUUGGAAUUUAAUAUAAAGUAUGAUGUAACUGAUUCCAAACAAACCAAAUAUAGAAACAAGGUAUGUUUUUUUUGUUAGUUUUUUUGUUUUUUUUUUAAAUUCCCAUAAGUUUAUAUAUUUGCAGAGGUAUUCAUUAAAUCUGCAAUUGUGGAACACUGCAUGCAAUCCAUAUUUAGGACACAUCAGUGUAAGAGGAGUUUAGUAGUGACCCCAUUAUAGCAUCAUUAUCAUUCUUAUUAGUAAUGUUUUUCCAUUCACUUACUCUGUAGGGCUUUACCAAAUUAUUAAAGUGACACUACAGUCACCAAAACAACUUUAGCUUAAUGAAGCAGUUUUGGUGUAUAGAUCAUGCCCCAGUCUCACUGCUCAAUUCUCUGCCAUUUAGGAGUUAAAUUACUUUGUUUAUGCAGUCAUAGUCCCUGAGUCACACUUCCUGUAAAGAGUCAUCAAAUGUUAACACUAACUUUAUUGCAAAUUAGGUUUACGUUAGAAAUCCUUAUCUCCUCCUCUGUUAAUAGCCUGCUAGAUCCUACAGGAACCUCUGGUAUGUAAUUAAAGUUCAUUUUACAGAGCAGGAGAUAAAAACUUUUAAAAUAAUUUACAUCUGAUUGAAAAAUAAACACUUUUGUUUUCAUGCAGGCUCUGUCAAUCACAGCCAGGGGGAGCGUGGCUAGGGCUGUGUAAGCAGAACCAAAAGUGAUUUAACUCCUAAAUGGCAGAGAAUUGAGCAGGGAGACUUCAGAUGCAUGACGUGCAUCACUGCUUUAUUGAGCUAAAUAUGUUUUGUUGACUAUAGUGUCCCAAACAAGUGAGACACAGCUAUUACAUUGUUUGACAGACACAAUAGAUUGAUGAGGCUUACAAUCUAAAGGAGGUAAGGUAUAAAAACAUAAUAGGAAGGGUAGCAUGGCAGAUAGCAACUAAGUAAAAGAGAGAAUGGACCUACUAAUUAGGUUGAGAGAAUAGGUGAUAGGUUUCAGGAAUUACAAUUACCCCGGGAGGCCAUAGGUUAUUGUUGAGAUGUGGAUUUUUCGGGGACUUCUUAAAGGAUUGAAGACCGGGGGAGAGUCUGAUGGGAGAAGGCAGGCUGUGCCAUAAGAAUGGAGCUACCUGCAUGAUGUCCUGUAAGCAUGAGUUAGCAGUAGUAGGGAAGUGACCAGUGAAUAGCAGAAGAUACCGGCAGUGUGGAGUAACUGAGCAGGGAUGUAAUUAUGAAUUAGUGAAGAACUGUACCUGAGAGUAGAGUUGUUGAGUGUUUGCUAGGUAAAUGUUAUUAUUUGAAACCGAAUCCUGUAGAGUACAGGAAACCAAAAUAAUAAUUGAGAGAGGGGUGAUGUGUGAUAGGAGUGAUUGGAGAGAUAAUGCUUCCUUAUAGACUGUAGAGAGUAUGGUUUCUGAAUAGACCAAUUUACAGAGAAUUACAGUAGUCAAUACGAGAAAUUACAAGAGAAUGAACCAACUCCUUAGCAGUAUCUUGCUUAAGAAAGGAGCUUAUGCGGGAAAUGUUUUUACAGUGGAAUUGUCAGGAUUUGGUGACAGAUUAGACAUGAGGUGAAUGAAGAUAACACCAAGGCAGCAAUCUGGCAAGGAUGUGCGCACCAUCAACUUUCAUGAAGAGUGUCAAGGGAAAAAGAUUAGUAUCAUAAAGUGGGAAGAUUAGAAGCUCUGUUUUUCACAGAUUGAGUUUUAGAAAGUUUGAGGUUGUGCAAUCAGACAGAGGGAGAGAGAGCAGGGGAGAGCAGGUAUAUCUGCUUGUCAUCGGCAUUUAGGUGAUAGUUCAACUUAAUAGAAUUAGUGCGUUUUGAAAGCAAAGCAGUAAAAAGAGCAAAUCUAAGUGUUAUGAAGACAGAGCCUUGAGAAACUCCAUCAGAGAUAGGAUAAGGAGGGUAGAUGUUAUCAGAAAAGGAAGGAGAGAUUGUCUUAGAAUAAUGAAAGGACAGUGUCGCGUUGAGUGCCAAUACUACUCCCUCUGAUGGCCAAAGCUUGCAUUGUGGAUUCUCUUCCUUGGCUGAUUUUGUCCUUCCUGGACUUUUUCAAGAUUCAAAAUGCUGAAUACUGACUCAGAUUUUGGUUUUGGUGUCUGGUUGAUUGAAGGCAACAGGAGAGCUCAAGUUCAAUAGUUUGUCACUAUAUAUAUGUUUAUAUCUAUAUCUGAGUGUUGGAUUGUACAUGGGAAAAGCUGAGCAGGUAUGUGCAAAUUGUAGGUUAAAAUAGUCAGGCUGGUAAAAUAGAUGAGUUGGGGUAUUUUUUAAUUUAAUGUAUCUUUGGGAUAACACCUCUAAUUCCCCUUUUGUUACACUAUUUCUGGUGUGAUUGCCUUGAAAUUAGUUUUAAAAUAAUGUAUUAAGAAUAAUGUGUAUAUAUAAGGUAAACAAUCAUUACAAAGAUAUAUACAGAGGAUACAGCUGUAGAUUUACAAGAAGAAAUAUAAUAAUAGCAUAAUACAGUAAACUAUGUGCACCUAUAGAAUAACACUCACAGAAUGAAGCUGUAUUGUGUCUCCUCGGGAUACCUCCCCUUAGUAUUCUGGGGGACUAAUUCUGGGUUCUCCACUCCUGAAGGCAGUCACCUUCUCUAUAUGAAGGGCUGGAUUUUCCAAACCAGGAUCAAAUUUAUUGCAUAAGUAUAAAUUUGGUAUAAAAAUUAUUACAAAAAAAUACAUACAAAUAAAAUACAAACAAUCAAUGAAAUAAAAUAACAAAAAUAUUGCAUAUAAAACAAUCCUGAAUAGGAAGAAGCAGUAUGCUGCUUACAUAUAAAACAAUCCUGAACGAGGAAGUAGAAGCAUGCUGCUUCCUCCUAUUCAGGAUUGUUUUAAAUGCAAUUUUGUUGUUAUUGUUUUGUAAUUUUAUUUUGUUUGAUUUAUUGUUUUUUUUGUUAUUUUGAUUUUUUGUUUAGGAUGAAACGUGUAGGACCAUAUGUUGUAUUUUGUUUUUAUACUUUUUUUAUUCCAUUUUAUACUUACGGAACCUGGUCUUCAUAAAUAGAUGGUGACUGCCGCCCAUAGUGGAGAAACCCUGGAUUAGCCCCCCGAAUUAUUAGAGGAGGCACCCCAAAUCGACAUAACAUGUCUUCAUUCUGUGAGUGUUAUUCUACGUGUGUCCUUUACUGUAUUAUGCUAUUUUUUGUUGUAGAUCUACAGCUGUAUCCUCUGUAUAUAUUUUUUGGUUGAGUUUGCUGUUAAAAGGAUCCUUGGAGGAAGCUGUACAUUUUAAAUCAAGAAAAGUGUUCACACCAGACUAUUCACUCAUUGGUGUGGGUUUGCUGUGUGAAGGCAAAAUAGCCAUAAUACUUUAUUUCUGUCACCUGUGUCCAUUUAAGGUUGUUAUUCAGUUUUGAUAAAUUCCAAAGAAGAAACAGAGAAAUGUAUUAAGAAAAAAAAUGGGUGCAUUAUGGGAAAUAAUAGAAUCCCAGAAUAAUAUAACAAUUUUGAAUAAUUUAACGAAUGUGUUCUUUUUAUAGCACAAAGCGGCAGUGUUAUUCAGUGUUGGGAAAGCACUCUUUGCUGCAGAAUACACUUUUUCCACUUAUUUUAUUGAUAAUGAUACCUAUGUUUAAAUAUGACAAGAUAAAUUAUGCAUACAAACCCAUCCUCAAAUUAUUCUGCUGAUUUCAGUGCAUGGUCCAAAAUCAUUGAAGUCUUGGCCCCCAGGUAUAGCCACUCAAUAAAUCACCAUCUUAUUUUUCAAUAAUGCUGAGAUCAACCAAUCAUUUUCCAAAAUAUAACUGUGGAGUUAUUUUCAAAUUUAGUUAAUGGAAAGAAACCAAGGAUUUAUUAGACUCGAUUUUAUUGUUCAAAUAUACAUGUGCACGUAACAGAUAGAAACUCACAAUAAAGGACAGUUUUAUAUUCGUUAUGCCACUUUCUGAAUACUUUGGAUUGUGAAGGCUUCUAGGUAGGUAACAUAAAAAUAAAUAAAAAAAAUCAUGUAUGUAAUGUAUCAGUCAUUCUAAAGUCAACACAAUUACUUCCUGUAGACGUUGACACAAGCUGAUUUGCGGUGGCUGUUUUUAUCGACCCAUGCUGGUUAUCAUUUAGGCAAUUCAUUUUUUCACAUCAAUCCUCUUUCAGGUUACCUACCCAAACCAUACAUGACAAGUGCACCACGAGAAGAAAAAAUAUAUAUUUCAAGCUUUCAAAGUGUGUAUCAUGUCAAACUCAUGAUCCCCCUCUCACUCGCCACACUCCCGACACCACUGCCACUUCACUGUCUUUUCUUCAUACUUGACCCCCUCCAGUCAUUUUCUUUCUUGCUCAUUGAUUCACUUUGGCUACAGACUUUCACACUUCUUUCCAUGUUGAUGCCGGUCAUAUAGUGUCCUGCUUGGAUAUCAAGAUACGUUUGAUGGUAUAUUGUUGGACUAUAUCAAUCUAUAGAUUUGUUUAGCUUUAAUGAGGUAAUUAUUAGCUAGAACCAGUUUUCCAUAGAUGUUUACUGGCAGCAUUACUGGCUGUAAAAUAGGUCCAUGAAUUUUGUAUUCUGAUCAGCCAAAAGACAAAAACAUCAUUGGUGCUUUAUAAAUGCUGAAUUGUAAUGCACCUCAUUGUGUGAGUUUUAGAUUAGAAGACAUGAUCCUAAAUUAAUUACUUUAUGAUAAAUUGUGAUACUGUCUGUAAGCAAGAUCUAAUAGAAUAUAAAAAAAUUCAUGAUUUUCCCGUUUUGUUUCUAAAAGCUUUAUAAUUAUGUACGAAGAGUCCAUUAUGUAAACAAACUUGCAAAAGAGAUUUUUUUUAAUACCAAAGGAGAAUUUUCAGAUCAUCUUAGCCUUGUGAAUUGGAAGGCUGAAAUAUAUGACAAUAAGUUGGCAAUGGAAGCCCAAUCUGUUGGAAUCCUAAAUACAUCUUCUCCUGAUAAUCAACAGCUCGAUAUACAUCUGCAGUCAAUAACUUGGAACAAUGACCAAGUAGGUUAUAUUUUUAAAUCUUGCACUAUAUUAAUAUAAAAUAAUAUUACAAUAUUUAUAAUCAUGGCCAGGUUUUGGAUAUUCCGAUCUAUUUUCUCCCCAAAUUACAAAGAGAAAAACUGGAGGAUAAUUAAAUGAAAAAUUGGAUCAAUUAAUAAUAUAAAGGUUUCAUCAAACAAACAAAAUAACACAUACAAUUAAUGAUUGUCUUCGGUAGGGCAUCCAUAUCAUGGUCAGCCAUCCAAACACCAAAGUCACAAUCGAAAUAAGCAUAAACUGAAAUAGUCAUAGCAUUUAUUGUGCUGUCUACCACAUGCAUCUACAUGACUAUGAGAUAUCUAUGUGCUAUUUUCAUGCUUCUUGCUUUCUUUCCAUCACCUCUUUCUCCACCGGAACACCUCAUCUGGUUUUCCAACUAACCUGUUUUCAAUAAGAUUAUCUCUAAAUUGCAACCUCGUUCCAGCAUUGUAAGGUUGUAGAUUCAUUCAUGCUGAUGCAUCUCUGUGUGGAGUUACUGAUUGGAGCAGCGCUAUGAUGACCACACAUGGGCAGUUGCCCCCAUAACAUUCAUAUGGGGAAGUACUGUAUUUAUUGAGAUCAUCUUAACUGAUGAUCUCAGAUAGGAUGAAGCAGGAAUAAAGGUGAAUAAAAUUAUAUAUUCCUAUAUUUUUUUUUGGUGUUUUAUUAUUAUAAAGGGGCAAUAAUUUAAAUAGGUAAGGAGAAACUCUAAUGUUAGAAAUACAUGUUUGUAUUUGUAACCUUAGAGUGUUCCUUUAAGUCACUAUGGUUCCAUGUAUCUUGUGUAGAGUAUAUAUAGAACAAAGAAUGGGGAUAUAGCAAGUCCUGGAGAAACAAAUACACAAACAAUAGAGUAGUAACCCCUAGCACCACUAUAUAUGCAUAAUAAAAUAUAACACUCACAAACGCAGAGUAAAUACAAACCUUGAAUGAAAUGUAUGGUUCCUUCAAAGAAUCUGAAUAGUCUGGAGGGGGAAAGUUUAUGUGGAGUAGAAACAUUGCAAUAGUGUAGGUCGCCAAUAUUAUUAUUAUUAUUAUUAUUAUUAUUAUUAUUAUUAUGAUAUUUAUAGAGCACCGUCAAAUUCCGCAGCGCUUUACAAUGGGUGGACGAACAGACAUGUAGUUGUAACCAGACAAGUUGGACACACAGGAACAGAGGGGUUGAGGGCCCUGCUCAGUGAGUUUACAUGUUAGAGGGAGUGGGGUAUAGUGACACAGUAACAGAGGGAUUGAGGGCCCUGCUCAGUGAGUUUACAUGUUAGAGGGAGUGGGGUAUAGUGACACAGUAACAGAGGGAUUGAGGGUCCUGCUCAGUGAGUUUACAUGUUAGAGGGAGUGGGGUAUAGUGACACAGUAACAGAGGGAUUGAGGGUCCUGCUCAGUGAGUUUACAUGUUAGAGGGAGUGGGGUAUAGUGACACAGUAACAGAGGGAUUGGGGGCCUGCUCAGUGAGCUUACAUGAUAGAGGGAGUGGGGUAUAGUGACACAGUAACAGAGGGAUUGAGGGUCCUGCUCAGUGAGUUUACAUGUUAGAGGGAGUGGGGUAUAGUGACAGUAACAGAGGGAUUGAGGGCCCUGCUCAGUGAGUUUACAUGCUAGAGGGAGUGGGGUAAAAUGACACAAAAAGGAUAGUAUUAGACUAGUGACAGUUGCAGAAGAGGAAUCAGUCAGGAGCUAUUAAAAGGAAUAGUUCAUUUAUUUAUACUGACCAACGCAUUUUCAGCAGUGUCCUUUGUGGAAGCAUUCCAUAUAGAUGAGUAUAGAUGAGUAUUAUUUACUUUUUUUGUUUGUUUGUUUUAAGUGUGGAUCACUACAUUUUCACACAGUUUAUUGGUAUUGGUGGAUUUGUUUAUUUUUAGUCACCAAAAACUAAAUUUCAAUGGGUAAAUUGUUGCAUAGUAAAAAAAAAUAGAAUCAUGCUUGCAGUAAAGAAUCAAAACACAUGGAGAAAAUACCUUGUACAUCCCGGACUGUUGUGCCCUUGUUCAUAAGCCAUUUAAAGUACCUCUUCCAGUUAAUUGUUUUCUUAUUUUUCUUGACUAGGUUCCAACCUAUUUAUUGUAAUUCAGGCUCUUCACGUAUUCUCACAUUUAUACAAGUAUUUUUUUUUAUUAUAAAUGCCUUUCAUAGAUCAUUGCAAAAUGACAGGGCUCAGGUGCCAGGAUAAUAGAAAAAUAGACAGUGAAAAAAAAGUCUUGUUCUUGUCAAGCCUCAAGACAAUCUGAAAAAAAGAAUGAAAGCAAGAAAAGUAUACAUCCACCUAUCAGAACAAAACGCAUUGUAUCCAGAUAUCUCUUAAAAAAACACACUCCACUCCACUGCUCAGAUACCAAUAAAUAUAUCCAUGCAAAUGAUAAUUUAGUAGACAUACCCCCAAUGAAAACAUGCACACAUUUAAUUAAGCCUAUUUAAAUAUCACUGGCUUCCUCCGUUCCCCAGCCUAGACUUUCUGUGGCUGUCCAAUCACAGAAGUCCCAAUGUCUUUGUAAGACAAGUGGCAGUUUGGACAAAAUGCCAAUGCUUUAAACACAUAGUGCUAAAAAUAAACAAUAGUACCAUUUCCUUUUAUUUAAUUUUCUUCAUGUUUAUUGUGUGUUGUUAUGUAUAUACUGUAUAGUUUAGAUUGGAUACAAACCAGCAUCUUUGUGAAGAAACUGUUUUCUGAACGUUUUUCUCUUAUUAACGUGGCAAGCCUAACCUUUACCUGGCAGUAACAUUGUGAUGUGUGUAUUUAAUUAUUAUCAUCAUUGAUAUUAUUAUCAUUAUCAUCAUUUGGCUUUCUUAUACUUGCUUCAGAUACCCCUAAUACAUAAUUACUAUGUGGAAAGCAGUUGUCUAUGGAAUAGCAUGAUUGAUAUUCUCUCUCUACGGAUGAACCUUAUUUACAGUCACUUACUGGAGUCACUGACCACUUAUUCCCAUAUCUAUCAAUACGCUCGGAUCAUGUUCUUCUGGCAGCAUUCGUGUGGAUUAUGUAACAUGAUUUUCAUUACAUAUUCUGAAGGGAUUUGUGGGGUACAUUUAUUUUUAGCCCCUCCCCUAUUUGUGUGAAUCCUCGGUACCGACACACUAAUAGAAACUAUAUCAUUACGUCUUAAUAGUUAAGUCAGUAUAGAUCUUGACACACAUUGGAGUGACACUAGCAAUAUACAGUGGACAUAACUUAUGAUCAGUUUAGAUCAGAUGACUAUUGGUCUGUUUACCUAAGACUACCUGGGUUCCUGAGCAGGGCCGGACUGGGGAUACAAAGCAGCCCUGGAAAAAAAAAUUGUGCCAGCCCCAUAAGUCACUGCGCCAUAUAUUGUCGCGUGUAAUAUGUAAGGCUAUGUCUUGCCAGGACAGAUGAUUGAGUAAUAUAUAUAUAUAUACAUAUAUAUAUAUAUAUAUAUAUAUAUUGCUUUUUCUAAUAUAAAAUAUUGGUCCUUUCAGGAUAAAACGUUUAAUUAUACAGUAAGCAUACGCACAUGCAGACACAGGCAAUUUCACUGACAUUUCAGUGACACACACAAGCUCAUUGAUACACAGCCUCAUAGACAAACAAUCUUACUGAUAUACAUCAGCUCAUUGACAUAAAACCACAAGCUCACUCACUAGCAGGCACACGCAUGCAAGCAAGCUCACUCACUAGCAGACGCGCACACACAGCUUAAUGUGGUGGUACUGGUGUCUAUAGCAUGUCCCUACAGGCUUUUCAACGUAAACACUGACUUUUCAGACAAAAGGCAGUGUUUACAUUGCUUCAAAGUGACACUGCUAGUGACAGUCACUCAGAUGGUCACUAGAGGUGCUUCCUGUGUUAGUGCCCUCCCGCCCUCGCUGCUGAAUGAGACUGGCGCCGGAAUAUGACGUCAUAUUCCGGCACCGGUCUCAUUCAGCUGCGUGCUGGGGAGCAGAGCCAGCGCAGCUUGCGCAGCUCCCUCAGCGGCCGCCAGGACAAGUCCGCCAGCGGCCGCCAAAAGACCUCCCCAGCGGCCAGGGGAGGGCUGGCAGCCUUAGGCCUGGGGGGCAAAACCAGUCAAGUAGACUGGUGCACCUGCCCAGGAUCAGAGCCGGUGCAAGGAUUUUUGCCGCCCUAGACAAAAUAAAAUUUGCUGCCCCCACAUGUCACAUCACAAUGCCCCACCCAUAUGAUCUGCCAUAUGAACUAACGCCAGUGCUGCACACAGUGUGUGUUUACAUUAAAAAACCUGCAGGGACCAGCUAUAGACACCAGAACCACUUCAUUAAGCUAUAGUGUCCCUUUAAUGUGAGGUAAAAUAUAGAUUAGUGUCACUAAUAAUAUACUAGAUUGUCUACUUACAAGCAGAUGAGGAUGAUGAUGGGCUGCAGUUUGGCUCCACUGGUCUGGUGUAGAACAGGAUCUCUGGAGGCUGUUUGCAACUGUGGUCACAAAAUUCAAUGUUCUGGGAGAAUUGGAAGCAGCUCAAUUUUUUUGGGGCCCCUUACACAGCUCAAGGUCUGGGCCCCAGGGCCUGGCGGUGAGUAUGCCCAUAAGGCCCACUCAUAAGUUCCACCCACCCAUGAGUUCGCUCACAGGGAGUGGAGUGUGUAGGGGAUGUGUUAUGUGUUAUUGUAGAGGAUCUAAUAUGUGUGCUUAUGGUAUGUAGUGUUUAGGGUUACCAGUUUGUGCAGGUGAUGCGGUGUGUUUGUGUGUAGUGGAAGCAGUGUGUAUUUGUGUAUAAGGGAUGUAUUAUGUGUUUCUGGUUGUGUGUAAGGGAUGCAUUGUGUGGAUCUGUGUUUGUAUGCAUAAGGGAUGCAAGGUGUGUGUCUGUAUGUGUGUGCAUGAGAUGCAUUGUGUUUCUGUGUGUAUGUAAGAAAAGAAGUGUGUGUGUUUGCAUGCGUGUGUACGGGUUUGCAUUGUCUGUUUCUGUGUAUGUGUGCAAAGGAUGCAUUGUCUUUGUGUGUAAGGGUUGCAUUGUGUGUGUGUGUGUGUGUAAUGGAUGCACUGUGUGUUUCUCUGUGUGUAAGGGAAGCAUGUUGUGUUUCUGUGUAUGUAUAGGGAUGCAUUGUGUGUGUGUGUGUGUGCGCGCGCGUAGUGUGAAAGAGCUCCCUGUCUUGGCCCCUGUCCUAUAGAGCUGCCCCUUCUUCUUAUUCCCCCCCUCGCCUCUUCUUAUUCCCCCCCUCUUUUUAUUCCCCCCCUCUCUUAUUCCCCCCCUCCCCUCUUCUUAUUCCCCUCCUCCCUCAUCUUAUUCCCCCCCUCCCCCCUCUUUUGUCCCUCCCUCCUCUUCUUAUCCCUCCCUCCCCUCUUCUUAUUCCCCCCCUCCUCUUCUUAUUUCCCCACCCUCCACUCUUCUUAUUCCCUCUCCCUCUUCUUAUCCCUCCUCCCCUCUUCUGUUCCCCCUCAUCUUAUUUCCCCCCCCCUCUUCUUAUUCCCCCUCCUCCUCUUCUUGUUCCCCCCACUCCCCUCAUCUUAUUCCCCCCUCUUCUUAUUCCCCUCCCUCCCUCUUUUUAUUCCUCCCCUCAUCUUAUUCCCCUCUUCUUAUUCCCUCCCUCCCCUCUUUUGUUCUCCCCCCUCCCUCUUCUUAUCCCUCCCCUCUUCUUAUUCCCCCCCCUCCCUCAUCUUAUUCUCCCCCACUCCCUCUUCUUAUCCCUCUCCUCUUCUUAUUCCCCCUCCUCUUCUUAUUCCCCCACUCCUCAUCUUAUUCCCACCCCUCUUCUUGUCCCCUCCCCUCUUUUUAUUCCCCCUCCCCUCUUCUUAUCCUCCCUCUUCUUAUUCCCCCCUCCUCAUCUUAUUCCCCCCCCUCCCUCUUCUUAUCCCUCCCUCCUCUUCUUAUUCCCCCCUCCUCAUCUUGUUCCUCCCCUCUUUUUGUUCCACCCUCCCCUCUUCUUAUUCCCCCCCUCCCCGCAUCUUAUUCCCCCCUUCCCCUCUUCUUACCCCCUCCCCUGUAGCGUGGCCGAGCUGCACUCCGGUCCGCGGUGCCCGGCCGGACUGAUAGGAAGGGGCACACUGAGUGUGCACUUCCUGUCAGUCCGGCCGGUGACAGGAAACAGAAACUCUGCGCGGAACUGCUUACGCCAAAACACGUGUCGGGCCAGUUUAGUUUGCCGAGGCACCUUCUUUGAUUUUACUUUGUGUGUUGCUGGGGGGGGGGGCGGUGGUCUAUAUCUGGGUGUAUGAUUUAGAUAGUCACUGGCUGAGACACAGUUGACUUUGGUUAGCUAGGCUGCCACGAAGCAGCAGAUGUUAGUCCCUUAAUAAACUUAACAGACUGAUUUUCAGCGUUGAGCGCUUAUUUAGCCUAUACUAGCCGUCUUUUCUUAUAAGUCGAUACUUGAGAUAUAGCUGGCUCUGGGUAACUAGGCUGCCACAAAGCAGCGGGUGUGUAUCUCUCUUUGCAUACUUUUUUCCAGUGUGGAGAGUUCGCUAAACCUCUUCUAGCCAUUCUUUUUUGAGGCAGGAGGUUUAUACCAUUUGAGCUUUUUCAGAGGGGGUUGGGAUAUAUGAGUCUCCUGAUUGCCGUUUGUGGCUAUCUAUCCAUCCGCUCACCCCUGUACCACUCACUAUAUAUUGGUAACGAUCAAUAGCCAACUUUUUUUUUUCCCCACUGCUGGAGUACAAGUCUGGAUAGGGAUACCAUCUAUAUCUAACAGCGCAUAUAAUACAUAUUUGUUUGUAUCAUAUGUAUUUUUUUGGUCUACACUGAUACUAAGUGUGACUCUCUAUAUUUAAUACAAAGUGAAUAACUCUGUCUAAACUGUUACCAUUUACAGUCUCCCUAAUUUCCAGAUUAGUUUUUCUACUCAUUAACCCUAGAGGUACCUACUUGAUUACUGAUCAAAUUUAGUAUUUAUACUCCUUAUACAUAGGUCCCUCGUUUGUAUGAGUAUAACACUAGAGAUCUACCUCCCCAGUAUUUUAAAUCUUUAUCACUACGGUUGAUUUAAUUUGUUCACAUUUUUUAGGUUUUUCACCUUUAUUCUUUUUGUUUCUUACUUUUACUCAGCUCAAUUUAUUAAUAAAGGCUAGGAUCACUCUGUUUUGAGAUUUUAACCCAUUGGAGGUUCUCUUUAAUGGAGCGUGGACCGCCCACCUGUUGGUAAGGUGUUUCGCUUACUCCAUUUAAUUUCUUUUCAAUUUGGAUUUAGGGUUUAACCUCUUGAGUACCUCCGUAACCAUAUUUGGGGAUAUCAGUGCUGACUAGUUCAACACUGUAACCUCCCCCUUUUUUUUCUUUUGAAAAAUUUACAAUAUCUUACUAUAUUAGUAUAAAAUAAUAUUUUUUUAGAACAAAACAAUAAAAUAAUAUUAAAAAGUUUUCAAUAUAAAUACUUGGUAAAUUUUAAAUAACCUCUGUAUCUGCACUAUGUAUUUAAUAAUAGGUUUUGAUUAAUAUCUGAAUUCAACAAACAAAUGUAUCAAUCAUUUCAGCAUUAUUACCCUAAGAAGUAUUACAUACUUUUAAUCUGAGCUGCAGACACAGAUUUUAAAUACACAGGAACUAUUUCCCCAAAAGGAUAAAAUAUUCCAAAUGUUGACUCAUACAAUACAAGGUAUAAACAUUAUAUGAAUCCUAAUUGCCACAAAGUUGCUGGCUUUCUUUCACUUCUCAAUGGAUAAGGAAUUCAGUUUUGAUAUAAACGUUAAAUGGAAAUGACUAGAUAUCUUAGAUUUUUAAGAGAAUAUUGAGUAUUAAUAAUUAUGUUUAAUAGGUGAAAUAAAUGCAAUAUUAGAGAAUGAGGAUUUAAGAGAAAGAGAUAGUUUAGGAGUGAGUGAUUGAAUAGAGUGAUUGAUCAAGAGACUGUGAUCAAUCAGGAGAGUGUGAUUCAAUAGACUAUAGUCAAGAGUCAUCCUUUCCCGCUAUUCUCUAUACCAUAAUAUUGGUUUCCUUAUCUCGGGUAACCUACAACUAUGGAUUUAACAUUCUUCAGUCAGAUUUGGUGGGUUUAGCAUAUGAUAAUUAGAAAUAUGUCACUGAUUAUUUAACUUUUACCAAAGCUUCACCAACAAGUGUGGCUCUUCUGUUAUGAAUGAUUUUAAUAUAGUCCUAUUUCCUGGAAUUGUUCAUAAUAAUUAUGCUGACAUGUGUACAUAGGUAUUUAAAUUAGUUUAUUGGAAUAUAGGUAAGUAAUUCCUAUGUGCCUUAUUCCUGACUAUAUGGCAAAUAAUGAAAUGUAGUUUGUCUGUGCAUAUAGAAACAUAGAAACACAGAAACAUAGAAAAAUAGAAUGUGACGGCAGAUAAGAACCAUUCAGCCCAUCUAGUCUGCUCAAUUUUCUAAAUACAUUCAUUAGUCCUUGGCCUUAUCUUAUAGUUAGGAUAGACUUAUGCCUAUCCCACGCAUGCUUAAACUCCUUUACUGUGUUAACCAUGUCUUAGUUCCAAGGUUUAUAACCACAGAUUGACUAAAAACAUAGACGUAUAAUUAAUUCAAAAGAUUUUGAAAAUAUCUUCUUAAUUAGGUAUCAACACUUCUUAAUAUAUCUAAAUAUGUAUGUGUGAUAAAAGUGUGCCCUAUAACUGCAUGCAUGGACAAUAUUUAUUAGAUAGAAAAAAAAAAUAUAUAUAUUGUAUAUUUGUGGUCGGGGCAAUAUUGCCAUAAUAGUUAGAUAACAUAUAAUUAGUAGUAACAUAUGAAUAGUAAUAAUAACAUAGUUUACAAACAGCAGUAGGUUGCGGUGUGCCGGAACAGACAAUGCAGUAGGCCUAUAAAAAAGAGGGCCCACCUAUAGAGGGUGAAAGAGGCAGUGGUGGGAGGGUUAACUCGCCAGACCAAUCACGGUAUGUGAGAGGGGAUUGGAGGGCCUUAUAAAGGGGACCCCAAACCCCUCCCACAACUACAGGUCCUGACUUAAAUUUGGGGUCAGGGCAAUAUUGCCAUAAUGGUUAGAUAACAUAUACUUAGUAGUAACAUAUGAAUAGUAAUAAUAAUAACAUAGUUUACAAGCACCAGUCGGUUGUGGUGUGCCGGAACUGACAAUGCAGUAGGCCUGUAAAAAAGAGGGCAAAAGGAAGUGUACCAUACAAGGUUUUAUUAGUUCUACAAUACAUCUCAUUAACUGAUUCCUGGAUAUAUAGGGUGUACGUGGAUGAUUUCCAGCAUCCCAUGGCCUUAAUGAUAAGUGCUGGAGAGUUAUUGGAUGAGACAGAUGAGGCUGCCUCUAUAUGAAAAGAGUGGCCGGAAUAGUGAUUUGAAUUAAGGCCAACGCUGGUUAGUAGCAUGCAAAUGUACAGCAUGAAUUUAGAUGCAGUGAGUGUGGAACCCUGUAGCUGAAGAAGUGGUUGGUGAGGUAAUUUUUAAAAAAGUGCUGAAGCAUGUGUCUAAAACCAGAACUGGGCACCAUGGACAUAUUGUUCGUCAGUCAGUAGGGUAGAAUGGUAUAUUGACCGGAGGUCCCAUCUGACGGUUGAGUGACAGGACGGUUGAGUGACAGGAUGUAGUGAUCCUGGGUUUUAGUGAUAUUCCUAGUUGUAAGGAAAUCCAUGGCCAUUAGAUUGGUAGCUGUUAAUUCCCUUGGUCUUAGAAAGCCAUAAAAGCCAGACAAGGCUAAGUAUAUGGCUUUUUUGAUUACUAUAUUGGUAUGUGCUUCAAAAGGAGAAGCAUCUAAAAUAUUGGAUAGGGAUUGCAAUAGUUUAGCACGGAUAGGUAGUCUCUUAGGGGGUAAUAUUUUUUUUUUCAGAUUUCUGUAUCCAUUUCAGCAAGGUUUUGAUUUGGUAAGAGGAUAUGAAUCCUGUGCUGUUUGGGUGUAGUAUUAACAUGUUAUAAUAUAACAUGUUAAUAUUUUUAAAAUAUUUUACCAGGAAAGAUACAUUGAGAUUUCUCUUGUUUUCAAAUAUGUCCUGGGUCCACAAAACAUUGCAUUGUUACAAUACGCUACAAUAAAAUAAAAAAAACAAUAUUGUAACGGAGCUCCUUGUACUCCGACUGAGUACCCUCCGUUGACGGAUGCUCCUAGCGCUUCCUGAGGACUCCUAGCACUGCAACAGACACCACAACCAGCGCAGACUCCGCAACCGCCGUAUCUUGACUGGAGUCUCGCCGUCUUCCUUCCACCCUGGAUCAGCUUCUGUCCUCCAGGACUGUGUGGGAAAGAACUCUUCCUUCCACCUUGUAUGAACCUCCAGCAUCCAGGACUGUGUGGUGAAGACCCCUCCUCCAAGGAGAGAGUGUCAGGAACAAGCUCUUAAGCUCUUAAAAGAGCUAAGUGACUCAAGCUCAGAGGAGAACUGUCAAAACCUUUAUUUCCCUUGGGACCAGCCAAUAGGGUCACCACAAUAACAUUGUUGUGAAACCUCAAUAAAAUCACAAACAGUCAAACCAUAUCAAGCAACACACAGUGACUUAUCACAACACAAUGGCACAUUUUUAAAGGGGUGGGGGGAGACAAUAUUUAACAGUAAAUAUCUCACCUGCCUGCAGAAUUAGCAAUAUGCAAAUCUACCCAAAUAUGCAAAUGAACCAGUCUUGCAAUUCAGGUAGUGCAUAUUGCUGUUGCUACCAACAGAGGGCACUAGACAAGCUCCAUAGCCAAACCCACCUAGUUGGUUAGCAAACCUCAGCAAUACAAGAGAGCAGGCAAUACAUUACACAGUACACACACACACACUAUAAACAAUUACAUUACACACACCCUGCACCUAUAAUGGGUACAGGGUGACUAAAACAUAAGAUAAAUAAAGCAGCCUACAUAAAUAGUCUGUCUGAAGGUAGACUAGGGGCUUUAAAGCCAGAUACAUGAAAGAGUCAUAGUUACAGGGGAGGAGGCUGGCAAGUAGGCCUCUCCAGGACCAAGUGGCGAAGGGUACUUCGUCACAAAUAUUAAUACACAAUAAAUACAAAAUUUAACAUAGAACAGGUAGGAAAUAUAUAAUCAACCAUGACACAUGCAUUCUGUUUUGAUGUAUGUAAAGAGGGGUCUCUUAAAGAACUUUAGGCUUGGAGAAGAUUUUAAAGUGUGCCGGAGGUCGUUCCACAAUUGCGGCACUCUUUAGGAGAAGGAGGAUCAGCCCACUUUCUUUUUGUAUUGAGGUAGACUAAAUAAAGUGCUGGUACUAGAUUGGAGCUUGUAGGAGGUGGGAACAGCCGAGGAGAGCAUUUUGCUCAGGUAGGGUGGGAGUUUCCCAGAAAAGCUCUUUAACACAAGGCUGGAAAGAUGAAGGGUGCAUUUGGAUUCCAGCGACAGCCAGUUUAAUUCUUUUAGCAUGUCACAAUGGUGGGUCCUGUAAUUACAUUGUAGCACAAAUCAGCAGAACGAGUUAUACAAUGUAUUGAGUUUAUUAAUGUGGGAUUGCGGUGCAAAUGCCUGUUAGGUAGAGUUUGAUGGUGUUCUAGGACAGUUUUAGUUUAAUGUGGCAAAAAGAAGUGAAACCCAAUAAAGACACCAUUGCAAAUUUGUGGUGUAUAUUAAAAUCAGCAGUGAAUUUAGUGAAGAGGUGAAAAGCCCUGUCGUAGGAUUUUCUAGUGAUAUCCACGAGUGCCAAGUGGGUCAGGUUCCAUGCGUGUGACAACAAUACAUUUAAUCCAUCAAAAGGUUUCGAAAUUGGGGGACAGGAGUAGCUAGAUGACAGGCAGUGGGUAGAGCCUCGUGAAAUGCCUGCAAGCGGAAACAAGACAAGUGAUCAGCGGAUACGUUAGAGACCCAAAGGAUGCGAAUACAUGAGAAAAAAAACUGUUGAGUUUCCUAGAAAACCUCAUGAUAAUCAAAGAAGAUUAGCGAACUUUGCUGACAAUGUUAUGUUAUCUGAGAAGCAUCUCUCUUAGAAAAACCAGGCAGUGACCCAACUUCAACCAGCCAAGGACCCCAGAGCCAGGUAUUGCCACAGGUGACUGUGAAUCCUGUAUUGGCCGCAGUAUCUGUCCAGAUUAUCGGGGAACUGUCAGAGAUUGGUGGGAUAAACAUUGAUUUCCCAUUCCAAUGUAGCAAGAAAUUGUACCACAUGCGUCAGUCUGCAGUUGCGUGAGGGUCCAAAGCGAUGCGUGAGCAGUCCGAGGGAAGGUGAAGGAGCAAACAGUGUAGAAGGGAAAUAAAAGAUCUGACUUGUGGAAUGAUCCUCAUGGCAAAAUUGAGCAAGCCAAGCAGAGACUGCAGUUCCUUCUGGUUGCAGUAACCCAAUCUUAGGUAAAGGUUGAUACUUGACAAAGUUCUCUUAAAUUUAUCAUGACGAAAACAGGAUAGUAUAUUAACCGAGUCAAGUUGAAUCCCCCAAAACUAAUUACUGUGUCAGAACCCUCAGUCUUUUGUGGGUAUCCCCAGGGUUUCAAAAUGACCGAUUGCAGCUGUAAGAUUGUGAGGGGGAUGAGAGUUAUCUCUUUAUUGCGAGGAAACAUCUAAGAAAUGUAUGACCGUCAGGCAUCUGCACACAUUAUGUAGCAACCAGCAUAGGUUUUCCGCCAAAAAAAUCAAAUAUUUUGGGGCUACUCUUAGAACCAAACGAGAGUCUGGUGAAAACAAUAUAUAGACCAUGCCACUUAAUGCCAUGCAAAUGCCAUAGUGAGGGGUGGAUAGGAAGUCAUUUGAAUGCAUUGACAAUAUCAGUUUUGCUGAGCCAUGCCCCAGCCCUAGCCGCGAGAGUGGCCCAGAUGACAUUGUCAAUGGUGGAGUAUUGUAAUGAGAACUCUUCUGUCAUGCGGUAUCUCUUCUGGGUUCGGCACUUCCGCUAUUCGGAGCCGGCCCCGCCCACUUCUGACGCAGCUCUGACAGUAUUUAGAGAGACCGCGCCAGGGAGAAGGCACUUGGUGAUUGUGGGACCUACUUCCAGGUAUACACGCCGGCUCCACAAGCUCUGACAAGCCGUCCUAGCCAAUGCAAGGAUUAUGCUGCAUGCCAUAGAGGAUUACUGGAGAACGAAUACUUUGCUAAUUUACAAUGGACUAUAACUCUGAACUCUUGGAGGACAACUCACCUUAACCUUAAGUAUAUCUUUCAACUAUUGUCUGCAAUAUCAUUUAUUAAUGAACCAAUUCCUUCUUGCUCAAAUCUUCUCUGCUUCAAGUUACUAAUUAUAUGGAGGACAACUCCCAUCAUGCUUAUUUACUAUGAACUGUUUCUUGCUUUGCAAAUACUCUCUGCUACCUGCUUAAUGUUUCUAUUGAAGAUUAUUCCCAGCAACCUAAAGAAACUUAUUUAAUACUUCUCUGAGGAAAUACUUUUUAAUGAACUUUGUAUUGUUUGAUAACUCGCACUUUCUUCUUAUUGGAUUAUUGCCUAUAUGAAAUUCAUUUAAGUUUAUCGAUCAUUAAAACUUUGUUUGAUUCUCAAAUUGCCAGCAAUCCUCUCUUUUCUUAAAGCUACAGUAUUGAUACUUUAAAGAUUCUUCGUUUCUUCACUAUUGUAAUUAAGGAGUUCUACAAGCUGCAGUUGAGUUCCAAUCCAAAUAACCCAAGUAGCAUAACAUCUUCUGAGGGUAUGAGGGAGUUAAGACUAGAAACCAUGGAGGAAUGUGGUGCUGAGAGGUCAAUGAUUAAUCUGCUUUUAUGCAAAGAUUUGCCAGUGGAAGUCCAGCGGUGUUCGCGAGGCCGAGUGUCUGAUUUUAAUUCCACGCACUCGACGACCAAACACAGCUGGUUGUACAUGCAAAGAUGGCCACCGCCACAUGUUCUUUCAUACGAAUGCCGGCCACCCAUCCGACCAUUGUGUUACAAUCCUCAAUUGGAGACACACGACUCCACUGGGUGGUCUCCCGUUCGGUAGUUGGUUUGACUGACGAACAAUAUGUCCAUAUUCUGCAGAAUCAACAAAAUCUAUUUGUUUACGGUCUUAGUUAAAGUGGUUUAAGUUGUAUAUGAAUUUAGAGCAUAGUCUAAUAAUGCAUUUGGGUGUCCAUGAAGAACUUGCUUUUUUAAUGUAAAAAAAAAAAAACAUUAUCCGCUAUUUGGUUUCAAACUGCUACAGAAAUGUUUGCAAUGCUGUUUUUCUUAAUUGUGACCUGCAAUACAAUUGUGUGUAAUACAAUAAUAUUAAUAUUUUCUAUCAUGAUAUGUCUGACAAACUGUCCACUGUCCAAAUUCAAAACAGAUAAAUAAUAAGAAGCUAUUUAGUAGAUAUACCCCCAAUAAAAACAUACAUGCAUUUAAUUAUGCAUUUUUUUCAACAGGUGUAUAUAUAAAAGCAGCUUGCCUUCUAAUCCCGUCCCAGACUUUCUGUGCCUGUCCAAUCACAGACUUUGCAAUGCAGCUUAGUGAGAAGUCAUUACAAGGCAGUUGCUCUAAGCAAUUACUGCCUUUUGAGUUUAGCUCCUCUGAGAUUAACAACCAUAAAGUAGCAGGGGUAGGGGGGACAAAGUUAAUGAACACUAUAGCGUUAGAAAUACAAACAUGUAUUCAUAACACUAUCCUAGUGCUUGAUUAGUUUUAGAUCCCCCCAGUGUUCUCUAAAAACCUGGAAAGAAAGGUGUUUACUUACUUAUCCUCUUCAUGAGACUUCAAUCAGAUCUAUCUGUGAUGGCCAAUCCAAUGAUCCUCUUAGAAGAAUAUUGGAAAUUGAUGCACAAGUGAGGCAAGAGCCAUGUGUGCAUCCAAAUGCUUCUCAUUGUAAAACAUGAAUACAAUGCUUUCCUGUGAGCUGCACUGGUCACAUGGUUGUUCCGGUGGAAGUACCUCUAGUGGCUGGAAGACAAACUCUACAGAUAUGUUUAACACCUCAAUGGACAUAGUGCAAAGCUGCAAAACUACAAAAUUACAAUGUUUUACAUUGCAAGGUUAAAACUAUAAUGCCACUGCACACAGAUCACUUCAGUGAAAUGUCUUUAGAAGUCCCUAAAUUUAUAAUUGAAUUCUGCACGUCUUGUAAAAUAAAAUUAAAGGACACACUCUUCACACCCAUAAAGCACACAUAUUUAAAGUGCUUUACGUGUUUGGAGUGUUCCUUUAACCUCUCACUCACUGCCCUUGAGUCAAGGAUUAAAAAUGGUAGCGGCCAGGAACCGAAGCCCCUGGCUUCUGUUCUAUUUUAAAUCCUCCUAUUACCUCCCUAACCCAGUGCUGUUUUAUGAAUCUGGCCACCACACUCUUUUGUCUUUUUGAAAAUGUGUAUCCAAAGCUUGUUCCUUUGCCAUCAUCUUUCAUUUUUCUUGAAAAUAUGUUUAAAUUGUCAGUAGUGAAUUUGAAUAUCAGUUAACAACUUCCAGAAUUAAUUGUGUUCUGUCUGGCUUUUGGUUUAUUAAUGAAAUAAAGUGCUAUUUUUUGUUCUAGAUCACACAGUCACGGUGUACUGACCGGUGUCCUCCAGGGUACAGAAAAGCCUCUGGUGAAGGUUAUCACAUCUGCUGUUAUCAAUGUGUCCCGUGUUCCGAGGGAGAAAUGUCCAAUGUAACAGGUAGCAAAAUAUAAUUCUAAUCAAAAAUACUUAAUUAAUAAAACAGUGUUUUGUAACAUUUGUUGUUUAUUAAUCUAUUCAAAUUAUAUUUUAAUCAGUGUUUUUAAUAGCCUUUAUAGCAACCAGAUGAGAUAGAAGGUACAUGAAAACUGCAUAUAGCAUUGUUACUGCCUGCAGUUACUUCUUUAAUUGCUAUUUACAUCAUACUCUAUUUUAUUACAGACAGUGAUAACUGCCAGAGAUGUCCUGAUAACGAAUGGCCCGAUGAAAGUAAAGUAAAGUGUAUACCUAAAACUUACGACUUCCUAUCAUAUGAAGAGGAUAUUAUCGUUUCUGUUUCAUAUUCCGUUUCUAUAGUAUUUGCUAUUUUAACAUUUGCUAUAUUGGGAAUAUUUAUUUUAUUCAGAAAUACACCCAUUGUUAGAGCAAAUAACUGGAAUCUCACUUUUAUCCUCCUGGUCUCCAUCAUACUGAGCUUCCUCUGUGUGUUUCUCUUCCUCGGUCGUCCUGUGGAUAUAACCUGCAUGCUUCGACAAUCGACAUUUGGACUAAUUUUCUCUGUAGCCGUGUCUUGUAUACUGGCUAAGACUAUUAUCGUUUGUAUCGCUUUCAAAGCCACCAAACCAGGCAGCUUAUGGAGGAGGUGGGUGGGUGUCAAUGUGUCUAAUUUUGUAGUCUUGAUAUGCACCUCAGUCCAAGUUCUGAUUAAUGUUAUUUGGUUGUCUAUUUCUCCUCCUUUCCAGGAGUUUGACAUGCACUCUUACCCUGGGAAGAUCAUCAUUCAAUGUAAUGAAGGAUCAGUUAUUGCUUUCUAUUGUGUGUUGGGCUACAUGGGAAUUCUGGCCUCCAUGAGUUUUGUUCUGGCUUUCAUGGUGAGGACAUUACCGGACAGUUUUAAUGAAGCCAAAUACAUCACCUUCAGCAUGCUGGUGUUCUGCAGUGUUUGGAUUGCAAUGAUCCCGGCCUAUCUGAGCACCAAAGGGAAAUACAUGGUGGCUGUAGAGAUUUUUGCCAUAUUGGCUUCUAGUGCCGGGAUACUGGGCUGUAUAUUUUUCCCCAAAUGUUACAUUUUGCUAAUAAAACCAGAGAUGAAUACAAAACAAAACUUGUUAGGUAAAACCCUGUAAGACUAUUUUAAUUUGUUUGUGUAAUUUUUUUUUUAUUCUUUCUCUCUUAUUGUUUCCAUCUUUUCAAUUAUAUUUGAAAAUGUUAAAGUAAAAUAAAAGAGUAUACUUUGAAAAACAGAAAUUUAACAUAACUUUAAAUAUAAACAAAAUAUUAAAAUAAUAAAAAACUAAAAAAUACAAUAAAUGUUUUACUUACAAUCAUUUCUAUGCAAAUAACAUUAAUAAGUAAAAAUGCAUGAUGAAAAAUAAUGAAUUAGCCCUCAUUGUAGAAAUGCCUCAAAUGUUAAUCAAUUAUCAUACGUUACAUAGUUACAUAGUUACAUAGCUGAAAAGAGACUUGCGUCCAUCAAGUUCAGCCUUCCUCAGAAAUGUUGUUGCUUUUGAUCCAAAAGAAGGCAAAAAACCUGGUCUGAAGCACUUCCAAUUUUGCCACAAACUAGGAAAAAAUUCCUUCUUGACCCCAAAAUAGCAGUCAGAUGUCUCCUUGGAUCAAGCAGCUAUUACCCCACUAAUUAGAAAUUAUAUCCCUGUAUGUUAUGUUUUUGUAAGUAUUUAUCCAAUUUCAGUUUAAACAUCUGUAUGGACUCUGACAAAACCACCUCUUCAGGCAGAGAAUUCCAUAUCCUUAUUGUUCUUACUGUAAAAAAACCUUUUCUUUGCCUUAGAUGAAAUCUCCUUUCUUCCAGCCUAAAUGUGUGACCUCGUGUCCUAUGUAUAACCCUGUUUAUGAAUAGAUUUCCAGAUAAAGGUUUGUACUGGCCCGAAUAUAUUUGUAUAAAGUUAUCAUAUCCCCUCUCAGGCGCCGUUUUUCCAAACUAAACAGAUUUAAUUUUUUUAACCUUUCUUCAUAACUAAAAUGCUCCAUUCCUUUUAUCAAUUUUGUAGCUCGUCUCUGGACCCUCUCCAGUGCCAUGAUAUCCUUCUUUAGAACAGGCGCCCAAAAUUGCACAGCAUAUUCAAGGUGUGGAUAAAUAUUUCAAGGAGGAAACUACUGAUUUAAAGUGUUUCCAAAGUUUGAUGUGUAGAACUAAAUGUUUAGUAGAAAUCACCUAAUACAAAUCUGCAAAACAAAAGUAUAUAUUUCUAGAACAUUGACCCCUAAUAUUUACAUAGGGAAACAUUUACUGUAAUUAUUAUUAGACUUAUGCUUUUGCUGUGGACAAGCUACAGUUUGGACAUUUUCAGGCAUUCAUCGGCUGAUAAUAUGAACAAUGAAAGAACAAACUAUUACACUACUGGAUGUGGGAAUCAAAUAUUGAAACAACCACCUGAUUAAUGCAAUUCUUCCUGGAAUACAUGGAAUCAUCUAAUGUGCACUGGAAAUUGUAUCAGAAAAGGAGACAGAAUGAGGAAGGACCUGUUAAUUUGAUUUUUUAUCUGUAAAGGCAGUGAAAUAGCUGGCUGUAUCUGUAAGUUAAAAAAUGAAAGCAAUAAUACAAUUAUAUGUUCAGUGUCCCAGGUGUCUUAUGGCGGGGACUCCUUCCUUGUUCCUCUCUGCAGGUGUCAGAGUUUACAGUCAGUAG
Molecule: messenger RNA, 58049 nt
Organism: Pelobates cultripes (western spadefoot toad)
Lineage: Eukaryota; Metazoa; Chordata; Amphibia; Anura; Pelobatidae
Source: the annotation of a GenBank genome assembly